Messenger RNA from Xyrichtys novacula (pearly razorfish), 54938 nucleotides. Lineage: Eukaryota; Metazoa; Chordata; Actinopteri; Labriformes; Labridae. The record is from the annotation of a GenBank genome assembly.
GCUUCUAGGAGGGGGUUCAGGAUUUUCAUGGAUGGAACAAGCUUGCGUCGAAAAAAGUGAAGUUAAAAGAGGGACUCUAGUCGAGAACUGGAUAUGUUUGAUGUGUUUUACGUGUAUUGCAGCUUAAAAUGCAUUGUGUGUAACAUUUGCACGGUAUAAUUGCGAAGGGACACGGCAACUUCUCUGGAAAAAGUCAUAAAAUGGUGAGUUGAAAGCAUAUUUUAAGUUUCUGACAAAGUUUUGAACACCUCUAACAUAUAUGUUUUGCAAACUGCCAGUAAAGGUGAAGAAUGACAUUACGCUUAAUAUCUGAAGAUAAGUCAUACGAAAUGUUUCUUUUGUGUAUUUCCGUAUGUUAGGCGUAUUUUUGCCUUCUAACACAGUGUAUUGGGAGAUGGCUAUAACGUGGCGCCUCAGCAAACUUGGCCAAGUUACCAACACUGCCACAACCUGCUGUAAGAAAGACAGUCCGAGUUUGUAUUGAUUCAAUUUAAUGAAUUUUAAGCUUUGAGUAAUUGUCAGGGAAAGUGUCAUGCGUUAGCUAAACUUGAUCCAAGUUUUGAUUUACCAUUUUACCGAGUACUUAACUAUCUCCUCAGGUUUUUGUUUUCAGUGUUCAGCAGAACCCCAAACUCCACUGAACCUCCUGAUCCUCUACAAGGAUGCUAUUGCAGGUGCAAGAUAGCCCUUUUAAUGUAAUAAUGCUAUUUGGUCAUAACUAAAGCUCAAUUCACGCAAAACACCUACUCAGAAAAUCAAAGAAUAUGUGAGGACUAACAGGUAUGUAGGUAGGAAGCUAAAGAGGAUGUCUGUUUGAGCUGCACUAGUCAACCAAACUACAAAUUCAAGUAGUCAUGCAUAGCAUUCCUCAGUGAAAGCACUUGCACAGCUCCAGUCAACUGGAAGAUCCAUCUAAAUAGCAAGUAAAAUCAUUUUUAAAACAAGCUGUUUUCGUUUUAAGUUUCCUUUAUUCACACAGAAGGCUAUGUGCCUUCUCUAACACAUUUAUCUUAAACUGGAAGAGAUGCUUUAAACUUAUCUUUGCAUUUUUUUGUUGUCAAGUUUAACCAGUCACUAAUUUGUGAAUGUUUCAGAUGGAGUAUUUCCAGGUUUACACUUAGACAAAUUCAGACUAUGUAUACAAAAAAUCUCCUCUGCUAAUUUGUUAAGCAAAUUAUAGGGUGGUGUGCAGAAAACACAGUGCUUAAUACUUUCUACUGCAAUCCCACCAAGAGAAGGCUUUCAGAGAAGAACAUUUCACUUGUCAUAUAUUUGCAGUUUCAAAACAUAAAGUACUCAUACACUUCAUGGAGACACAGUACUUUAGUAUCUUACACUUUCUCCUCACCAAACCACAGCUGCUGCUUCUACGGUGGUUGUUUUCAGGCACCUCUGGAGCAUUGUUAUGUAAAUGACUGUAAAAGCGACUCCAAGUGUCCGUCCUGUUGUAAUAUUUAUAAAAUCUUUUGUUAUAGAAAUAUCAAGUUCAGCCAAAGUUACUCACCCUCCUGUUUUGUUCUUUUUAGUCUGUAAACAAAGAUGUGGGUCAGUAGAGGAAUGCCAGGAAAUGCUUAAAUAUUUGUAGCACAGCAGAAUUUAUACAUUGCCUAGACUGCUUAUAGAUGUCCCGGGAGAUGGUUACAUGAAUUGGUCUUCAAAUAAAAAAGAAAGUUUUUUUUUUUUUUGUUGUUUAUCAUGACUUUGCUGCCAGUUCACAGUGAUUUAGCACAGAGACAUACCAGUCAUUUCUAAGAAAGCAGUGAUUGAUAUGCUGUCCACCCACCACCAACCCACUGAGGAUCCUCUGAGAUAAAACGGGGAUUAACUAGAUAGUUCAGCAACAGCUGGGAAGGAAAAGCCCCUGCUCCUCUGCAGGUGGAUGUGUAUGGCUCGUGCUCAUACCACACACUUCUUUAGCUGCCUGAAACAUUUUUCACGUACACUAAAAGACCAUAGGGUAUUUGUGUUAGUGAACACUGCAUCAUUAAUUGUAUACUGCUGUGUUUUUGUCCUUAUUUGACUGGAGACUGGAAUAGACACGUUAGAGGAAGAGGGAGGGACCUGGAGUGUUUUCAGGAGUGUGGUGUAGCAGCUCUCAGAGAGGUUUAGCAAAGUCAAGAAUCAGUAAUAAUCUCAGCAUCAGAUCGUGUCUUCACCUUUUGAUGUCACAGCAAUGAAUUGUGCUCUCACAAUGAUGUUCAUUGUAAUUUGCCUGGGGUGAUUUAUUGUAAUAGCACCAAGUUGCUCCAUUCAUAUUGUAAUGUAAUAAAGAUUGAAGCCUAAAUCUACCCGCUUUAACAAAAGCUCUUUUAAAGCAGCGGCUCAUCCACUGCUCGCUACACACAAGAGAGUGUUCUUCUGGUUACAUGUUGAGCUCUUAAAGCUUUCGUGUGGCUCUUUGGGUGGGUGGAGACCAGUUUGGAGUGACAAGAGACCGUGGCCUCCUCUGUUUUCAUGGACACCAAAUAGUUUGCAGCUAAAGUCUUUCAUUAUGUCUUUGAGAGGGCCUUGUCAUAUUAUGUGUAUUUUACUAAAAACAGAGGAAAAAAAUAUGAUUGUGAUGUAAAAAAAGAGUGCUUUCAAAGUAGGUGUAUAUUAAGGUACUUAUUGUAAUAGUCUUCAUGUAAAUCUUGAAGUUAUAGGUAAGAGGUUUAGCUUGUCAUUGGCCAGAUUUGUGUAAAUUAAGAAUAAGAAAGAUAGCUUCAGAGUUAAAUCCAGUCAUCCUUUCCCAUCACGUGUCCGAUUGAUCACGCCUCUGACAUUGAAUGAAAACACAGUAGCCCUGCAGGCCUUGUUAUUGAAGUGUAAUCCCAGCCAUCCACUCCCAUUAGGCCUGUAAUUAUUACUGUGAACUGAUGGGGAAUACCUGACUUACCCUCUGUUCUUUUGGUUGAGUUGAUUGUUCAGUAUGCUGAGAGUAGGUUAAUGAGGAAAAGUGUAAACAUUGUUCCUGUGCUUCAUCGGGGUGUUUCUGCUUGUAAACACUCAUCGCUGACAGUCUCAGGAUCUCAAAGAGUUGGGAUUCAGUCAUUUGAAAGUGAGCUGUCUGGUGCCUGUUUGUGAGCUUCUCCACCCAUUUGAGGUCAGGGUGGGUGGGAAAAUGUGGCGCAUAGUCAAGGCUGGUUGGCUCAGAUACCAUAAUACUGUUGAGGUUUCAAGGUUGUUCCUGUGUAAAUCUCAGAGCUGAAAUUUAUGAAACAAGCUGCAUGAGUUUGCUCCAAAUGUGUAGAGUGUAUAUGAAUGUGUAGGAUAGAGCUUUAAUACCUGUUGGGGCUUCUAACCUUCUUAACCAUUUUCAUAGGAGAAUCUGAAUAAAGCAUGAGCAUUAGAUGAUAGCAUAAAGAGAGGAAAGAUGCACUAGACUCUCAAACUUCCCAACAUUGGUUCAAAGUCUUUAAAAAUAGCGUUAUUUCCCCCCCUCUGAAAAGCUGACGAUUCAGAGACUGUAAAGAGGUACCCUUUUUCCUUUUCAGUAUUCUUCAGAGUACUGACCUGUCCUUCCCUGAACUUCCCCUCAAAUACAUUACAGGACUUUGUUAAGCCCGUCUAUCCACUUUUUAGGCCGGGGAUGUGCUGUUUUUCAGUUGAAGCCUGAUUACUGUAAUCCUGGCUGAAGGAGAAGAUCGAGGCAUGCUACUCAAUAAAACAUUCAGCACGAGAGCUGCAUAGCAAAGACGGACAAUUUCAGCAGACUCCAAGUCUCCCCCUCUCUCUAUCUCCAACCACCCUCUCUCAUAAGCUUUUGUUUACUACUUUCACCUUCUGUGUGGGAUCCCACACUUAUUGUUAAGUGUGCUCCAGAAAUCGUACAGUAAAACCCAAACACUCAUAUGUAACAGGGUGUUUCAUUUAGACUAGCUGUUAGCAGCACAUGACUAAAUAGUUUCCAUAACCGGAAGGUAAAAGAGUUUUAAAACAUUGAAAGGAGUUGCCAUGUUUUGUGUUUGUAAGCAGUUUGAUUUCUGUAUUUAAAUCACUGUCAUUUGUGUGUCAAAAAAGAAAAAGGCCAAUCCUUGAGUAGAAAAGUUCCAACACUACUAAAAACUAAAGCUUGAAUUACUACUUUGGAUUCCCAUGCUUUAAACAAUUUUAGAAUUUUACUGAUGGGUUAACAUAGUUUGUAUAAUCCUCCUAACUUUACAUAAUGUAUACAGUGUCAACAUGUUUUUGAUCCUUCCUAACAUAGGUUAUUAGGAAUACACAGGCUAGCAAAUUGUCUGCAUUACUCCAGUAGAUCAGAUGACUGUUUUCCUGUCUGUAGAGCACAGCUCAGCCUUUGACAGCAUGUAAUGACACGCUCACCUGAGUCUGUCAUCGACUCUACAGCUGAAUAUACCUGUCUGCUGUCUUCCGCUCUGUUCUCAAUCAGUGCUCUCUGAAUAGAUGGCAGUACAGUACCCUAUAAUUAAACACUAAACUGGUUGGAGAAGUAUUAAUAACUCAACAAUGAUUAAUAGUUUCUUGCCAUCUGGGUCAGAGUUUGUAGGAAAAGCUUCACCAAUACACUUCUGUAAAUGUGUGAGUGUUGACAACAUGCAAUACAGUCAGAUUACUGAAAAAGGCUACAGAUAAAGGGAGUGUAUUUGUCAAUUUGUUCUGCAUCGAAAAUUCCAGGGGCUUUUAUGGUGCAUGUAACCAUAUUUGGAGUCCCUUCACACCUCAGGCCUUGCAGUUUGUAAUUUGCGUAAAGAUGCAUUGCGUUCUUCUCAAGGGGCAGAAGAAGCAGAAAAAACAUGUAAUUAUAGGAGGGAGGGUGAAGGAAUCUGACUGAUUUCAAGCAGUUACAAAAGUGUGAUAUGAGACAUAAACUCCCAUUCGGCUCUGUAGAAGAAAAAAAACAUCUCGGUGAAAUAUUACAAUUGAGGCUGAAAUUGAUAGAAAUGCAUUGCUUGCUUAACGAAACAAUGCGAGUCUCUCCCCUGUACGGUCUCCUUUGUCAUGAUGAGCACACCUGAAAGUUUUCCUUUCUCCUCCCAUCCCCUCCUUCCUUUUCCUGCUGUCCUAGAAAUCGAACAAUGCCUCUGAGGGGAGAAAUGAGUCACCCCUCAAGGCUACUGUCAGGGCUGGGCUUUUAGUUGUCAAUCCAAAAUGUGCCCAUUAUUUACAACCAUGUGCCAUGGAACUACAGGAUUUCUCAUACAUCAAGUUUCUCAGGCUUUGCAGGGCCUCAGUGCCGGUUCAUCCGUGUCACAAUUGCACUGUUUCUGCCCAUCUCUUCAGAUACUCACUGUGUAUUCAAAUUGUCCCCGGGGCCAUGUAUUCUGUGUGAACCUGUCUGUGUGCAGGAGUGAUAUAUGUCAGUUGCGCUGUAUUUGCAGACACUGGCCCUGUGUGUUUACAUCAACUGUUCAGGCUUUGUGCCUGAUGAACAGGGUGUAGGACAAAGACGCAGAGGAUUUCACAUUAUUUGUAGACAAAACAAGCUUUGAGACUCAGAGUGAGUUAUCCUUCAGAUCUCAUUUGCAGCAUUACUGAUAUGUGGGUUAGUCUUAGUCAGAAACAGACUUGUAAAUUCACACUGUGGCUUGUUUUGAACCAUAUAGACUCUGUGGAUAUCAACUGUGGCUCACGUACUGCAACAAUAGCUGCAUUAUGUUACAGCAUGAUGUCAUGACUCUGCCAUCCAUCCUAGCCUAAAUCAGCAAGCUGAGGAAGUCAGGAAAAAAAAAGCACUUUUAUGCGAGAGGCGGCCUUGACAGAAGCUGUCACCUCUAGAUACAAAUUGUACAUCUGCAAACAAAGGCAGUGCUGCUGAGGAAUGCAAUGUUUCUCAUGCCCAUGCAGGUCUAAAGGUCUCUCCUGCCCCAGCAUGCUAAUGACAUUUCUCUGAGUCAAAAUGUGUGGUUGCUAUUUAGUCAAAACUUCAGACUGACCGCUGCACCCUAGAUGCUCAUGCAUACAUCUGUGUUAUCAUUUUUUUAAUUUUAAGUUAAGUUGAUUGCAGGUUUUUGUUGACUUUGGAAAUUUGCAGAUAUGAAAAUGUUCUCGAGUGAUUAGCAUAAAAAAUGUACAGCUUGUACAUUAAUGUAGUCUUUUAUUAUGAUUAAAUGUGUGAAUUAAAUUUUGAUUGGCAUGAGCAGUUUUAAAAUAAGUGGUUGUGUCAUUUGUAUUAGUAUUAUUCUGCAUUUGAUUGUGCUUGGGUAAAAUUCACAAAUAUGACUUCUUUUGUUUUAUUUAUUAUUUUUAAAAUAGAUUUGCUAAUUUUAAUUCCAAAAAGACCUAGAAGCCCUUAUGAGGAGUCUUGGCUCACCCUACCACCAAAUCAUUCCCUUUUAUAUCUUUGCUGAUCUUGUGCAAGUAUUCCAAGAAAAUCUCCCCCUCCUCUCUUUUAGCAGGGAAGUUAAUCACCCUUUGAUAAUCUUUGAAGCUGAAAAUAAAAACAAGUCUUUCUGCAGUCUGCCAUCAGAUUGUCUGACACUUAACGCCAUGGCAGUUGUUUCUUGCAUCAAGAAUAAGUAUUUAGGAGUAGCUGGUCUUAUUCCUGAUAGUGUAGUUUGCCUUUGCAGGUCAUAUGGGAAAAUCCAUGUUAAUUUCAGUCUGUUUCCAGUAGGGAUGGGCGAUAAAUUAUUGCCCACGAUUUAUCGUCAGAAAAUUCUUCCAUGAUAAAUGUUUGCCAUCUCACGAUAAACGCAAUAAAUGCAAGUUGAUGACAUAAGCCCAAGUGAUGGAGCCCACACAGAUCAGAACUGAAGGUGGUGAAGAAGACGUCUUUGAGCAGCUUGUUGCUAAACGAGGCUCCAAAUGAGGGAUUUCCUUCAAGAUCAGGGUUUGGACGAGUACAAUCAGGUAUGCCUGACUUUGGAUAGUGGAUCUGCUCACUUAGUUCACUCUGUGCAAUACAAGUUUUCAAUAAAUGUUGAAAAUGUUUACACAUUUCACUAGUUUUCUCUAUGACCUACCACUUAAACUUGUAGUUAAGUAUCUUAUUUGACUACGCCAACUAGUGUCCUGAAGACAGAAGGAGGCAAAAACAUAGAAAGGAGUUAUAUUUUUUAACGGGACUUUUUUUUGUCAUCGUCAGAAUGGCAAAACUUAUCAUGCUAAUUUUUUGUAGCCGAUAUCGCCCAUCCCUAGUUUCCAGACAAGUAGUAUUACAGGAGCUUUAAAAUUUUUAGGUAUGUUUCAUACAACCUACUUCAAAAACACCAGUUAGUGUCCGUAUUGUACAAUAAACAGAAGGUCACCUGUGACUCUGGCCCUGUUUUGUAUGACUUGGUUGUAACUACAACCCCCCACUGUCCCCCUUCAUUAUGUGGUUUCUUCAUCCAUCAAUCGUUUGGUAAACGCAGCAUGUUUGAUACUAAUUAGCAUGAGAAUGCUGUGCACACUUCAACAUGUGGUUGUAUCAGCUAGCCCCAAGGAGCACAAGAAGAGCCUCUUUUGUUUUCAUUCACUCAUUCAUUUGUCUGAAUUAGCUUUGGUUCAGACUCUGUUGUUGACACAAAAAGUACCAGACUGUGACCACACCACAGCUAUCCUCCUCUGCUGACAAAGUGCUGCUGUGAGACAAGCUGGCUUUUGAGGCAUUGACUUGAAGAACAAAAUGGAAGAGUUAUAGAUUGUAGUUAAAUGUGUCAUCAAAACGGUGUGUAUUGACCUGUGUUUUUGUUUUUUUGUCAUUGUCUAAUGCACGUUUUCCGUUUCAGGAAUGUGUGUUGGUGUAGAUGAUCCCCUUCAUGCUGCUGUCUGAGCUCGGGCCAGAGAAGAGCAACAAGCAUGGACGUGGAAGACUUUCCUCCCCCACCUCCUGAAAGUAAUGUCAACAAAGCUUUUCACCCAUACAUGCCAUUCCCCUUUGACCUUAACUUUACAGAGCAAGUUUGAAACCUGAUACAAUGUGAUGUGCAGACAGGCCGGUUAGCUCAGUUGGUUAGAGCGUGGUGCUAAUAACGCCAAGGUCGCGGGUUCGAUCCCCGUACGGGCCACAAGUGUUUUGGAAUGGGUUUGGAGAACAUGAUUAGUGGUAGCUAAUCCCUCUGCGAAGGAUAGUCACAAAAGUCAGAAAGUGACAGGUGUUUGUCGUGCGAGUGCCAAAGCUAGAACAGAAUGCUCACUGAAAACCAUGAAAUGUUGAGUCUGUAUUGGCGAAGGCCCCAUGAAAGACACAUUUAAUUAUCUACAAGUUGUGUUAAAGCAAGAUUUAGAUUUGUUUGGUAAGAUUUUUUUUUUUGGUCUGGUGAUUGUCAGACUAAAGUUUUUUUGGUUAAAAAAGAUCUGAAGAUUGGAGUAAACACUGCCUCUCUUUUGGUGCUUUAAAAAGUCUCAUUGAUCAACAAUAAAGUCAAUGGACAGAGAGAAAUGAACAUUAAAGUUACUGUCAAUGUUAAAACCCAACACUGUUCACAGUUGACAUAGGCAGUGUAUGAUAAAAGAUUGUAACUUGUUUUAAAACAUAACUCCAGAAAACUUUGUUGACAGUUUUACUCUCCACUUUUAUGAGAAAAAGAAAAACUACAGUGUUGGACCAGUAGUAUCACCUGCUAGCUUCUGUGGGUCAUCUUGUGGCCACUUCACUUCCUGGAGAACUGCUUAAGCUUGACAGUGCGAGUAAACAACUCGGAUUCCUCUCCUCUACUUCUCUGCCACUUUGGACUGUGUGGGCAGCAGAACGAGGGAGUAAGGAGGCUAAAAUGUGCUGCGCUGCUGUGAAUACCAGACAAUGUGCCUCAGUAUUGUGCUGAAUACCCGGCCGCUGCCACACACAUAACACACACAAACCAAGAGACACACAUUGCCUCAGGGGAUAGACACAGGCCAGAGAAAUGCUUCGUCUCCAGCUGGCCAGUCACUUGCUUUGUUGCCAGGGCGAUGCUAGAGCGGAUUGUAACCCAGUGACUCAUUGGAGCAAAUCAUAAUGUGGUAGAGUGGAGAUAGUCCCACUGAACAAAAUCCAUAUUGUCAUAAUGAAUUGACAAUGGACACCUCAGCAGGGGUUUGUGUGUCAUGUUGCAUAAGAGUGUGUGUAUGUGUGUACUCUCUUACACAUUUCUUAGUGAUCUUGAAUUCGGCAUUCUUACAAAAACAAAAAGAUGUGCAAAAUCUGGAUGUUCUCCAAAGUUGAAGGAGAGAGCUGAAACAUCCUCACACAACUGGUUACUUGAGUGUAUGUGUGAACACAGAUGUGCACUUGCACUUUGAAGUAAGGUCAACAUCCAGUACAGACUCUAUAAUUAGGCUGCGGGCAUGCAUACCAAUCCAGCGAUCUAUCAGUGGACUCCUCUGCACAGUUGCAGAUGUACUAUUGAAUGGUCGGUCAUGACUUGUCAUCUUGCCAAAUCCAAUCAGAUCAUGCUCUGUUUUAUUCUGGCACAGUCGUGUGUUUCACAUUGACACAGCAGAGAGAGGAUCAGAGGGUAUAUUGAGACAAUUAUAGACCAUAAAUAUUCAUGCCAAAGUCCUGGAGUGCCACUGACUAUUAGCCAGCUAGCUGUGGCGUAUCUUUAAACCCCACACCAUUCAUUCUUGCACAGAUGGAAAAAGACAGAUAACAUCUCAAAUCCCAGGUUUUUUUUGCACCUCUGCCCUUGUGCAAAAGUUAGUCAUAGGUGCAGAUGCCCAAAGGGUCAAAGAGUUGACCUGAAACAUUAGUCACAGAUCGUUCCCCCACGCUCUGACUACAGGGUGGAACGACUACCUGUCAAAGCCUGAGGGGAUUCUGCCGCUGAUUUAGAGCUGCGUACACGGCUGUGAGGGACUUUAAAGUUGAGUUUUCCAGAGGGGGUUUCUUUAGUUAAGAUUUAGCGGGUCACUAUAGGGAAGACACUCAAGCCUGGAGACAUAACACUUUAUGUUGCAACAGUGGAUGUGGUUCUUUGAGUGGUAAUGGUGUGUAAAGAAUAACCUUAUUAGCUAAGCUCCACAUAAAUACUUAAGAUGGUCCACUUCAGUGAGAGCAGUGUUGGAAAUGUUUUGAAAGCACACAAGAUACUGGUGAGGGUCAAAAAGAAAAGGUUGACGCUGAAAGGCGGGGGAAGGGAGAGGUCAAAAUGCCGAAACCCGGGAUCGAACCAGGGACCUUUAGAUCUUCAGUCUAACGCUCUCCCAACUGAGCUAUUUCGGCUGGUAGCACUGUUAUGUCAUCAAUGCCUCAGAAAAAAUGACCCCAUAGUGAACUUGGAAUUUGAUAUUUUUUUGGGAUCACAGUCAGGAUAUGAAAAUAAGUAUUAAGUCUGCCAGUUAAUAAAAUCAAGCUGUGAUUACUGAUGAAGGUGCUCACAAAGAAUCUGUGGUAUGCUUGCAAGGAAGUCUGUGACAGAGAUGGGAUAUCACACUGAAAAAUCAAGAGACAUCCAAACUUUAAGGCUCGAAAGGAAAGUCACUUGCAACUCGCAAGGGCUUGAGAGAUUGUGGGACAGGGGGAGGUCCUCUAUUUCAUGCUCAGUUUAUUAUUUUUCUGUCUUCUACAAAGUAUAAUUGAGAUCGAGUUUAUCUUUCAUUGGUUUCUUUGCUGCAGCGUCUUUUUAUUUCACCGCUUUAGCUCUUAAGGCCAAGACAUGUAACCAGCUGAUGAAAGCUGAGCCUGUGCAUUCCUAAUCCUUUAACAUACUCUGGCACUUAACUGAGCUUCACUGACUUCACUGACUCAGGCCCACACUGCAUUCAGAAGAUUAGAAAUAAUUCAAAACUCAGGCUGCUUUUUUUCCUCACUGGAGGAAGAAACAGCUUUCUUUCCUGUCGGCCUAAUUACAGUGUGGAAAAGUGGAAAGACAUUUGUUGUUCCCUUCCUGUCUGCUUCCAAGUGAGUUCUGUGAUGUGAAUGUGACGCUUUUGAACGCUAACUAUAGCUCUAAGCUGGCCUAGUUUGUAUUUGCUAUAAACUAGAGCAGAUGAUGUGCUGUGUCGGAGCAGAUCCUUCAUGUAAGAAAUUCUUUGAGAAAACAUACUGCUGUGGCAGACCCCACCCUUAAUUAUAAGUCUGAAUGUGGCUCAGGUCUUAAACAGCCCAAGGACUACAACUGCCACCCACAGUGUAUUUCUAAAGGUUCUGUGAAGGAGCCAAGCAAAUAAAACUAGUGUUUUAUUAAAUCCUACCUUUUAAAGCUUUUAAAGCAAACACUUUGUUCUUAUCAGGAGAUAAUUAUGCAUACUGUAAGAUCUUUUUAUUCAAAGCGGACACCGAUCUACUCUACCAAUGCAUCAAACAAACUGCAUGACUUCUCAGAAGUUUAUAUAUUAUGGCCUCCUAUUUUGUUUUCUUUAAAGCACUCAUUCCUUUGGCUUGAUGUAUUGCAGCUGAAAGAGUCAUUUAAAGCAGCUGCUUUUGCACAUUGCUGACAGAAAGAAAAUGGGAAUUCUUAAAACUCUUAAAUCAGGGCUUGACACAAACCUUUUUUUACAAGGAACACAUGUGCUCCAAAGUUGAAAAUGUAAGGAGCACACAAAGAACUUUGAACAAUGAAAAUUGAUCAAACAAUGUGUGUCUUAAUGGUGGACAUAAGUACUAUUAUUUGAAAUAAAUUUUAGGUCUUUUGGUCACAUUACAUCAAAGCUAUUGAAGGAAAACUGCCUUUUUUGAGAACAUCAUCCGGUAAUUUAUUGAUGGUCCCUUAUUCAACACCCGACGUUGACAGUAAGGGUCCCGAGUAGCUUUCACCACACUGCUGUUGCCAUUCCCGGUUAUGGAAUGAGAAGACACCGGUAGAUCAGCAAUGAAUGUCCGUCGAAUAUCCAACCUAAAACCAAUUUCACCGCGGUAUUUACGUGAAAAAAAAAGGUUGCCUCGGCUGAUUUUUUUUAUGCGCACAUUUGCAUUUUACAAUUUGCACACAUCUAUUUUCAAUCGCAAAUGAAAUGGUGGAACGAUCACACUGUUGAGCCCUGUCUUAAAUCAUCUCUUGGUUUAUCCCGUCACUAUUCCAAGAAGUUUUAUCUGAUGAUCUCCAAAUCAGUAUCUUAUCCCAACACUCUUCUUCUGAACUCUAUCUCUGUUUCCAGUGUUGGUAGACAGUGCCCCCUUUGCAGAUGAAGAUGAGGGAGAAGCCUUUGAGUUUGAUGACAGUGGUGAUGAUGUUCCUGAGGGUGACUGCCUCCCCCCUGCUCCUCCACCUCCUCUGACCCCCAGCAGAACAGAAGAACAGGGCCAGGAUGACGUGGUGGCCAGUCAACCUGAAGGCCAUCUCCCCUGCCUGGACCCCCCAGCACCUUCAGCUGCAGCUUCAUCAUCAGCCAAAACAGCUGUCACCACAGGCAAAUCUUCCACAGCAGGUGAAGAAACAGCAGAAGGAGAGGGGACGUCAGCUCCUGAGGGGACUGAUAACAUCGAGACAGAUUUACCACUUCCUCCUCCACCCCCUCCUCUAAGUGAUGAUGCAGAGGCAGAUCCUGGAAGAACAGGUUUGCAUCCCAAAAGUGUUGACAUUUUAUUGCUGCCUUGAGCAGCAGGCUGAGUAUUGUUCUGGAAAUAAGUCGAGCCUCUCUGAAUAUGUAUUUCUAACAGAAAAAAAAAAAUUCUCCACAGUCUCCUGUCAUGUUUGUGUGCACUAUCUGGCAGUAAUCCAGGCCCUUCAGCUCAGGCUGGAGUGAAGCUGUAGGAGUGGGGCAGUCAGUCUUCCUCAUGACACCUUGUAUCUCUAAAUGCCUGAUGCUGGAGGAUGUCUGGCUUUUAUCACUGAAAGCCAAGACAGCAGCAACGGGCAGUAAAUGAAGGGCUGUAAAUACUACACAGUUCGUCAUGCUGGAGUUAAACACACAACUUUUUUCUACCAUUACAAAAAAUGGAUUAACUUCUUUGGCUGCAGACAUAUUUCCCCGAUUGUCACUUUAAUUUCGCUCUGCUUUCUACUGCAAAAUGUCAUCCAUUUCCAUAGUUAGUGCCAUUAACAAGAGCUACUCAAAUUGCUUGCUGAAAAUUGCCCUUAUUUAGAAAACUUUCAUGCUAAAGGUUCAAAGUGUAAAUCUGAUUUUAUAAAGCUGGAAGCAAGGGAAAUGUUCUUUUCUUACUUGAGUUUGACAACAUGAGAUUAGUGAGUGAAGCGUGAUCCAACCUGUUAGAGUAGAUUGUGGCUGGUUUACAAGUGCUUUAGGAAAGUAAUCAAAGAAAAAUGUUUGUAAGUGACUGUUUCCUUGGACUGCAGUUAAAAAAAAAGACAGAAAAAAAAAACUUUUUUGGUUUUUGUAAAAGUUACUUGAUAUUCUAAGCUAAUAGAUUUGAUUUGUAGGGCUGUAAAGUCCUUGUUGACUGGUCGACUUAUUGGUCGAUACGUGCUGAGUCGACUCGAUUUUAUUCCGCGUCAAUUUACAGUCUAUGCUUAAUUUCGUCAGGAGGAACAUACCAAGUGCUAAUUGGUGUGUUUUUAGAGCAACCCCCAUUUUACUGAUAACAUCCUGUCUCAGAACAAACCCCCUUGUUUUCACCAUUUUGGAUUCGCCCAACCCACUGGAGACCAGCUAAGGAGAGGAAGAUUGAAGAGCUUUCACGUUAAUCAAUGUCCUCGCUUUGCUGAAUGUAAUAUUUGUGUUUAACUGCCUCCUUGUGCAGAUCUCGGUAUAUUUUCAUCCCGUCGAGCAGAAGCAAAACCCCGGUUUUUGGUCGAAAAUUUAAGGGUUUUAUUCGACCAAGAAUAUCUUUGGUUGUUUACAGCCCUUUUGAUUUGAUGCAAAUCACUUGAACAUGUUCUGAUUCCUUCAGCAAUUUUGUGAACAUUUUGCAUCUAGCAUUGCUAAAAAAUGUUAUUUGUUUCUAAGUGAAUACAUGAGAAACUAUGGGAAUGCUGUGUGUCAGGUCUUAUCAUAAACUUUAAAGCCUUCAUUACAAAAAUUUUAGUAUUUUGAAAACAGACCGAAGUUACGAUUCACUCCUCCUCCAGACCUGCAAAAGCAGAAAAGGCCAACACCGGCAGACCUUUUAUCAUUAUCUUAAUGUAUGUUGCAGAUGCUACUAGGGUUUCCAAAGUUUCACAGAUCUCACAUUUGGGUUUGUAGAUAUUGUAGACCUUUGAUGGACCAAAAAAAAAAAAGAAGUUAAUUUACUCUUUACUAAGCCAUGGCACAGUACAUCAAUUUCUUCUCUUAUUAUUCAAUAAAAGCCCUAAAAAACCUGCUUCACAAAAGAUAAAGUAAUUUUUAAAAGGCCAUUUGAUAUUGCUUUUAUGUGAAAAAGAAACUCAAGUGAUUCUCUUGACUCGAAUCAGGGAUCAGCUUAACUGAAGGCAUCCUUUGUCUGUGUUUGAGUCAGUGCACCAGCUGUGUGCACAUCUAAGUCAUGUGAGUAGUAUUCAUAUUGCUGUUUCUCUGUAAAUGAAAUGCCCUUGUUUCCCCUCUUGUUGUCCAGCUGCUCUGCUCAUACAGUAGUGUUUACGUAAGAAUGAUUUUUCACAUAUACGUUUGUCAGGAAGACUUGAGCAUAUGCAGGUGUUAUGUUGCUGCUGCCAGAUGCUAUUUAACAGAGCUUGUAAUGACCGUUAACCUUGUAGGAGGUCAGAUGCAGAAUGUUCUCAAUGCUUUUGUCGACUGAGCUGGUUGUAUUUUUAUAAAGUGACUUUACUUUCUCUCAGCUUGACAUGUUUGUGUUUUUGUUUUGACACAUCUUUUCACGCAUCUUCUUGCCUUAAACAGGUGGGGAUGGCCAGGAUGCAUCCACCAAUGACCCUCAAACUCUGCCGGCUGUUCCCAAAAGUUCCUCUCAAGGCAAAGUAAAUCCUUACUCUGUGAUUGACAUCACUCCUCUCCAACUGCAGCAGCUGGAGCAGCAGCAGCAUGGACCCUCCUCUUCCCCUUCCUCUCCAAAAGAGCCUAAGGAAGGGGUGGGAGAAGCCCAGGAUAUCCACACCAGCCCUGGUGGUAUCACUUCAGGAUACUCAGUCCCGGUUCCCUGUGGCUAUGCAACUCCUUCGGGUGUACCACUAAUUACACCAACUUACACCACACCCGUCAUCAUUCGUCACCUUUCUGUGGAUGAAGAUGGUAAAGUAGAUUGAAUGUCAAACAAUGUUAUUUUCCUGAGCAGAAAGUAGUCUACUUAUCAACCAGGUUACUCUUUUAUUUGAGUGAAAUCCUUCCUCUUCUUUAUGCCCUCAAGAGAGGAGAUAAAAAUCUGAUACAUAAAUGCUAUCUCAGCUGCUUCUCCCCUCUGCCUUUUCUUCUUUUCUUGUUUUCCUAAAGCCUUGCCACAAGGAAGCAGGGACUAAAUUUAGCCCUCCCCAAAGAUCUGUGUUGGCUGUGAGGAUUUUCCGGUUUUCCUAAAAUUUUCUAGUAGCUGAGUCCAAGCCUGGGGCCUGGCACGCUGAAGAGAGUGAUUACACUGCAAUUACCUUACUGUGGUCAUAUAAAACAUUGAAAUACUCUGAUGUUUUAGUAAAACAGGUUGAAAAUUCAUUGUGUGCACCAAUGUGGAAAAGUAUUUAUCUUUUUUUGCAGAGUUGGAAUACUUUUGUGUUCUUUUGGCUACAGUAGACAUCACCACAACAGUAACUGCUUUUCCUAUUACAUGUCUCAUGGACAGCAGAAGGGUUAUCUUACUGUUGAAUCUAAUAUUGGGCUCAGAGGCACAUGUACAAGAACAAAUCACCUUAAGUGAAUCAUGUUAUGAGAUACAGUAAUAUUCUGGGUAUCGUUAGUGACACUUAGUGGUAUUUAAAAGAAUUACAGCACAACUUCUGAAUCAAAAAGUUGUUGUAUAACAUGUAUUUAGCUGAUUUGUGUUACAAUUGAUAUAUUGUCAGUUAGGUUAAUUCCAAUAAAUACUUAGAUGAUGUUACUUACUGUUUUUCUCUACUGACAAAAAAAUGUUGAUUGAACUGUAAAUUUCGCUUGCUUUACAGUUGAAUUCUGGGAAUUGUAGGGCCACAAACAGGCAAUGUUAUUGGUAGACUUGUAUGUUUUCUUUUGUUUUUUUUUGUGAUAUUUUCUCUGUUUUACCCCACAGUCACUGUAGUUGGGACUGGCAACACUUCUGCUGACAGGUAUGUGGAUACUACACAACCUGAACAAAUCUACUCUGAGCACUUCUAAGUCCCAGACAGCAUGUCUACUUUACCUCUGCAUUCACAGUGAAAGUCACAGUUACUGAUCAAUGCCAACAUAGAGAGACCAAAGUGUCUUAACUAUAUUUUCAUACAUUCAUAUCUCUGUAUUUUAAACAAAAAGGAAUUAUUUUUUCCUAGAAUUCUGAUUUUUUUUGUUUUUGUUUUUCUGCUUCUUUAAGUGUUUUCAGUGAAGAAUACCCACCAAUAAGAGAGGAAGAUGCUUUGGCUAAAUGGGCGUCAGAUCCAGCCAACACUGCAUGGAUGGAAAGUAAGGAAGACAUCCAAAUCAAAUCUCCACUAGUCCAGAUGCAUGUAGCAUUUCUGCAGGAGGAAUACUGCUGAGGUUUCAGUUCUCUGUUGUACUUGUCUCCGCAUAAACAGCACGCCCACAGGGUGAUGUUAUCUUUUUCUAUAUGACACAACUCGGAUUCCCAGACACUUCCUUCCCAGUUCUUUUGAGGAAGUGGACCCUUGUGUGCUUUUCUUUUAGAUCCCUCCUUACUUUACGUCCUGUUUAUGGUGUGAAGGGCCUAGACUAUCUGGUUAUAUUAGAGAUGAUGCAUAGGUUCUCAUGACAGUUUCCUCUGUCCUUCAGAUCCAGAUGAGGUGAUUUAUGAUGACGUGCCCAGAGAGAACUCUGACUCCAACACAGGUUUGUGAUGUUUAUUUUUGAAUCUACUUUUCACAAAUUCAGUUUUUGUCUGUGGGUUUUAGCUGUCAUCGCUGUUCACUUUCAUUUUUACAUCCUCUUUUUUAACUUGGAUAUUUUAAAUACGUAUUUAUGGCUAAAUGAAAAAGUUAAAGUUUACUCACUUUCAUUCCAAUAUAGCAAAUGCUACAUUGAUAUUCACUUGAUGAAAGAGUAUUAAUUUCAUUGUUUUUUGAUGAGAUGUUUAGAGCAACAGCUUGUCAUUGAAUUCAACUUUACAGCUGCUCAAAAGAUUUGCUCUUAGUGAAUAAAACUUUAACAUGAUUGAUAUUCACAGAAUUUAUUAAAUAGAUGUUCUGCUUCUGUGUAUAUUGUUGUUAUUGGGUACAUGUUUGUAUUCAUCUCGCAGACCCAGAUGAGAUGAUCUACGAUGAUGUUGAGCUUGGCGAAGAGGGGGGCUGUAAUAGUUCCCUCGACAACGGUUGGAGCUCUAGUGAGUUUGAAAGCUACGAUGAGGCCAGUGACGGGGAAGGUCGUGGUGAGAACGGCCUGCCACACGCCUUUAUGAGAGGAAAGCCACCCCAAAGGAAAACACAUGUAUGUAUAAGUGAAGCUGGGGUUGCCCCGACAACAAUCACAACAGCUGCAUUCCUAAUCAAGGAAUACGUCAUUGUGUAAUUUCUAAAUUGAUAAAGGGGCUUAUGUUCUUCUUCUGUCGUCUGCUUAUCACCCUCGAUUUUGAUCUUCAUGUUGUAUUUUGAUUUUUGUUAGAUUUGUAGAACUGUAGCUCGAAUCAGAUCCUUUUAUUGUGCUUGUACCUUGACCUUUGGUCAUGAUAAUUAUGCAUCAAUUUUCAGUAAUGUAUAGACUUGUUCAUUGUUAGAUCUUAAAUCAAACAUUUGCAUCUGCAGACCUGGAAUAGAUCAUUCUGGCUUACAGUCAGCUUGCUUUGAUCUGUAAUGUUUUGGAUUGUGGUUUUGAGAAUUUAACUGUAUUCAGUGCACCCUAGCCAGAACAUACAAAUGCCAGUCGCCGCGAACAAUAUUUUGGUAAAACUACCCCUCUAAUUGGAGAGCUGCUUGAAGUCUAUUUUUUACUGCAUCUUACACAUUGAUUUGCAGAUUUGAACCAGGAAAAGGUCACAUGAGGCAUGCAACAACAUCACAAACAUUGGUACUUUUUAAGAUUUGGCACCCCUGCAGUUUAGAGAUGCAAUUCCCCCUCUUGCUGACAAAAGUAGUCAAUCUGAUAUACACAGAUCUCUUGUUUUCUCCAUUACAUCACUUUGUUCCGUCUCCUUACUUCUGUCUAUUUUAAGAAAACCAAAUUCACUCUUGCAGAAAAAGAUAUCAGUAUUUGCUUUGUGGGCCAUCUGCAUUGUAACUUCUCUCCAGAGAUCACCCAUACCCAACCCAAAUUACACAACCCAACCCAGGAACAGGCAUUUGGUUCCUCCUGAGUGGAUUUCAUUGUCUUCUAAAAUGUCAAUUCAAAACCAAAAUUUGGAGACGCUAAUUUGGGGAAAACAGUCCCAUAAUGUUGCGUGAAAUUAUUAUUAUUUUUUUGCAUGAGAAUGAAGUCAGCAGUCCAGUGACACAUAUCAGCAUCACAGUGAGGUUCUAAGGUGCAAGUUCAUUCCAAAACCAUAACCAGUAACACCUGCUUUGCUUUCGUUUAGCUCUCUCAAGAUCUGACACGCUUGAAAGAACACUAUGAGAAAAAGAUGAAAGAUCUAAUGGCAAAUACAGUGGGAACGGUAGAGCUGCAGCAGCUAAAACAGAAACACGAGCAGAAGGUAAACUACCUGAGGCUCACCUCGCCUGUCUGUGCUAGACAACGUAGUUCCAUCCCUUUGUUCUCAGUCUAGCUAACCACUCUGGGUGCCUCUCGCUGGCCCAGUACAUCCUGCUCUGAUAUGAAUGGCUUGUGGUGAUGGUGGUAUUGGUGAUGGGUUUGCAUUGCAGUUCAUUAGCUCUUUGUCUGCUGCACUGACCUGUUCUGCUAUACGUUUAUGCAUUGGAGGCCAUAAUGCUGAGGAUUCAUUUUUAACUAGCAUUUGUUACAUUUUACAUUCACCACUUAUUUUAUGUUUACCUCCAUUCCUACUCUAACACUGCUCUUCCUCUACUUAGCUCAGUCGAGUAGCUUGUUAACCACAGGAUUACUCAAAGUAGCCUUAACUUUGUAACCAUAAAAAUAGCUUUGUGUUAUUUUUGUCAAAACAGAUAAUAGUGUGUUUUUGUCUCAUCAAAGAUGCAAAAGCUGAUGAAGGCAGCUAAAGAAGGGACCAAAGAUGGGCUGGAGAAAACCAAAGCUGCAGUGAAGAAGGGACGCUCUUUCAUCAAAACAAAGUCAUUCUGUCAGGGUAUGUGAUUCAAUCACGGCCGCUCUUCUUGAUACCAGGAAUACCUUCAGCUUCAUUCCCUUCCAGACAUGUUUAUUUUUAAUUACUGUGCAAGUUAUAGAGUAAAGAACAGUGUCUGUAAUUUUGCUGGAGUGACAUUUUCCCUCGCUUCAGCAUGAAGACUGUUUUCUUUACUGAGAAUACUGUUUAUAGUCUGUCCUAUUAAACUUGCAGAGAGGAAAUCAGCCUGUUUUGAGGAUGAGGAGUCUGAGCUCUUCAUUGAGGUGGACUGCUUCAAUGUAGAGCCAACACUUUGUACAGCACCGGAGGGUCUUUCACAGCAGCAGGUGAUAAAGAGUUCUUAUCACAGUAAAUCUACUCUUUUACUGCGUGAAUUUGGGUGUAAAGACUAAUGGUUUUCUUUUCUCUACAGCUGGUGAGAAGAUGUAUAUUGGGAUCUAUUUUGGAAAGUGAGAAGAACUAUCUCGAUGCACUGAAGAGGAUAUUAGAGGUACGGAAGUGCAGUGCAGUCAUUGUGAAACCCCCUUUCAAAGGUUUGUUAUUACAGUUCACUCUCUCUCUCUCUCUGCUUUAUCAGCAAUAUGAGAAGCCUCUGUCCCAGAUUGAGCCGAGGCUGCUGAGCGACAGGAAACUGAAGAUGACCUUCUAUCGUGUGCGCGAGAUCCUGCAGUGCCACUUCCUGUUUCAGAUAGCCCUGGCAAGCCGUGUGGCAGAGUGGGACAGCCUGGAGAUGAUCGGGGAUGUUUUUGUAGCAUCGGUAGGUCAUACAUAGUUUUGAAUCCUUUUUAAAGAGCUGCUCCAGUAUAUUGAGGGUAAAAUGAGAGAUAGGGUUGCCCUGAAAUUUUGUAACAUACUUUUUGUUGGAUGUACUUGUAAUUUAUGGUCUCUAUGAUUGUGUAAAGCACAGUUUUGCUCCUGUCAGACUGUACCUACUUCAAAGACUCGUGCUCUCAGGCAGACUCAGAACAUCAAGCUUUGGUCUUUCGUGUUCAUACUUUAACCUUUUCUUUCCUUUUGGCUGCUUGACAACAUCAAAGCAAAAGCCCACAUCUCCAACAGCCAUGUUCACCCUGUCACUUCCUUAUUUUUUAUACCUAAAUCGACCCCUGGCAUGGCAUCAGACGGGCUGUGAGACUUGUUUAAAGUCUGUUCGCUGCCCUCUCUAACCUCAAAAUCCACAGUCCUAGUACAACAGGACUAACACCGUGGGAGCUUGUUUUGGGAACAGAAUUAAGUACCCGUACCAUGAUCUACAAUGAAUACGAUCAAAUAAAUCAACCAAAGCAAUAAAGUAAAAACAUACCUGAGGGAUGAUUUUACUUUAUGCACCAGUACAGAAACUUGUAACACAGACUUUUUAGAAACAGAGAGUAAACGCCACAGAUGUUAAGGUGGUACAGAAGGCAUAUAUUAAAUUGAUCCUCCUGACAUGAAUAAUUUAACCUUCAAGUAAUGUAAAGCCUCAAUAAAAUAAAACUCCUUUUUAUGACAAACAUCAAACCCAGCGUUAUGAAUUUAUUGCAUUGAAAGUGUGCCAAAGCUAAAUCUCAUGAACAUGUCAUAAGAUUGCGGACCCCAGGAAGAGUAGCUGCUACUUAGGUAGUAGCUAAUGGGGGAUCUAAGUAAAUAGAUUAAUAAAUAAAUGUCACAGCAUCAAGACGGGAUAGUAGCACACAAUGACAUAUAUGCACACUGAAUUCUAAACUGCAGGGAAAUAAUUAGAAGAAUGUGCAUUAAAAAUGGAGGUAGAAUAUUUUCUAUCAAGCUUUGACAAUUUCAAUAUAUAUUUUUUUUAAGUGUGUGACUAGAUCCUGGUCAGUCAAAUACUCUGUUUAUGAAGCUACUACAAGUAAUGCAGUUGUAGCAGAGACUGUAAACCAGACAGCUUUUGGCCAGUCCUCUUUCUAAGUUAAAGGCCGACAGAUUUAGAAUACUCUCCCAUCAGAAAUAGACAAUUUAACUGGCUCCAAAGCUUUUAAUAAUCAAACAUAAUAACAAAAUCAAAGGCAGGUCUGUGAACGCUUGCAUACACAUUUGUUGUGCUUAUUUGGUAUUUCUCACUUAUGUUUAUGAGUGCUGAUUCAUGUCUACUUUUCUCAUUAGUUUUUGAUCUUCACUAUGAUUGCUUGUCUAUGUCUGUUUAAUUGUUGACCUUUAAGCAUUGAUAUAAUGAGUUGUCAGUGUCUGUUUUACUGUGAUUGUUAGGUUUUAUGUCUGUUAUGUAUCAUGUGCCUCAUUUGUAAAAGCAUGUGGACUGGGAUUUGGACAAGGCAAGGAGUCCUUUAUACACCACAUUGGUUGUACUAUGAUAAGAUGGAAGAACACCAACAUGUAUUAUCUCUGUCAUAUGAACAGAAUAGAUUCGGAUAAAUAGAUAUAUAGAUACAUAGAUAGAUAUAGAUAUAGAUAGAUAGAUACAUAGAGAGAAAGAUAGAUUGAGAGAUAUAGAUAUAGAUAGAGGGAUAGAUAGAUACAGAUAGAUAGAAAUAGAUAGAUAAAUAUAGAUAUAGAUAGAUAGAUGGAUGGAUUAAAAUUAUAAACUCACUGCAGUAACCAUAACUACUGUUAGCACAUAAAGCUGUGCACACUACACAAACCAAAAACCUGCUUUUACACUCUCUAACAUCUGCAUGUGUAGACAGAGUAAAUUUAAAGAAAUCUAAAAAAUUUUCACACAGGCUUAUUUCACUGUAACAAAGCUGAAGAACUCUGAAGGGGUUUAUUUCUAAAACCUGAAUCUUCAAAUUGUACUUCAGUUUGGGGAUGCUGCUGAUAAAAAAAUAAUUACUUUUGCAUAAUGUCAAAUGAUCUGCGCAUCAUCAGUUAACAUAGACACUCUGCAGUGACACUUAAUCUAUGUGUAGGGUUGUUGUCACCGAGCUGUCUGACAUCACUGGAAACUGUUCAUUUUUUUCUCUCUUCGUGUAAGUAAUUAACGUGAUUACAUCUGUGUUUCUUUUAACAGUUUUCAAAGUCCAUGGUGCUGGAUGCCUACAGCGAGUAUGUGAACAACUUCAGCACAGCCAUGGCCGUUAUUAGAAAGACAUGUGCCUCCAAACCUGGCUUCCUGGAAUUUCUCAAGGUUAGAGUAAGCCAAAAAAGGCAUUGUAGAGCAUUACCGUGACCGAAAAUGUAAUAUUUUCCAAUCACAACUUUUGAAGAAUACCAUGGAUCCGUGGUUAUCAGUUACUGUAAUUUAUCCAAAGGUUUAUUUUAUUAAAAUUUCAUUCAUAAGAUUUAGUCCCUUACAAGAGCUUACUCAGAAGUGACAGCAUUUUCCAGAUAUAAACAACUCCUUUCUGCCCCCAUGCUUCCAAGCCCUCCACUGUUUGAGUUCUCCAAAAUUUCAUCUCACCUGCAGCAUCGUCAGGAGACCAGCAGUGACCGAAUGACUCUGUACGGCCUGAUGAUGAAACCUAUCCAGAGGUUUCCACAGUUCAUCCUCCUCCUUCAGGUAAGUUGUGUGACCGGCUGUGCCAAAAAGAUGGUGCAGUUUGUGGAUUGGACAGCAGAGGGAGUGCCGUUCAUGUAAAAUCGAGGCUUGUUGUUUUUCAAAACGUUCACCUCAAGGGGGACCAAGGGAAGGCUCUGAAGGGAAAUGGUUUCCUCAGAUCUCUUGUUAUCUUGCCUUGAAAUAUUUACUUUUCCAGUGUCUCUUGCAGAAAAAUAUGAGACACUGUGUUGUUUAUUUUGGAGUAUAAGCAUGCAAAAUACAAUUUAAAAGACCCCCAAUACAAAUCAAAAAGCUGUUUAUGAUCCUGCAGCUUUUGAUCUAGAUUUAUUCUAUAAAUAAAUCCUUUGCAGUCAUGAAGAUGUGUACUAUACAUCAAACAAAUUUAGGCUGUUAAGACGUUGGACAGUAUUUAUCCCCACUAACAAAAGUGAGUUCUUUUUGUAUCCCCAUCAGGACAUGCUGAAGAACACACCAGUGGGUCAUGCAGACCGUCUGCCCCUGCAGAUGGCUCUGACUGAACUGGAAACACUGGCAGAGAAGCUCAAUGAAAAGAAGAGGGAGGCUGACCAGCGCUGUGAGAUCCGUCACAUCGCUAAGGCCAUGAACGAACGCUACCUCAACAAGGUCAGCCCACCGUUCAGUGUGUGUGUGUGAAAAUGAGUAAAGAAUGAUGUUGUUAUCUUUGUAGUCAAUAUGAAAAUUUGUAGCUGAUGUUUUUAUUCUUUUAGCCAUCAAAUUUCUCUCUGCUCCAGUAGGAGAUGUUAUCAGAUAGUUGGGCUUCACAUUUUGUCAUGGAUUCUCUUUCCUUCAUGGCGUGUUUUAAGCUCAUGUGCUCUAACACCAACCAGUUUUCCACAAGGUGUGAUUAUUCGUCUAUCCGCAGCUAUCAACUCUGGAAUCUGUAUACAGUCAUGUGUUUACAGGAUACCCUGCACUGGGCAGAAGAGUUUGGCUUCUCGUAGCCUUAAAUUGCUUAGAAUCACUGUUGAUCGCUGUAUAUUAUAUGCUGUAAGCACCAACAGAGGGUUUCUCAGUAGAGGGUUAUAGGAGUGGCACAAUCACGUUUAAUCCAGAGUUUUAUGCUUUUAGACUACCAUUAUAUCAAGAACUAGAUGUAAAACAUGCUAGAUGGGGGUUUUCUGAAUGUGUUCUCUAAGUUUGGGAUGGUUAAAUAAAAAAAUAUUAGUGAUCAGAAAUCCUGCAGAGUUUACCGCUGACUCAUGUAUAUAUAUCUUUUUCAUCAGCUUUUGAGUAACGGCAGCCGCUACCUGAUCCGCUCAGACGACAUGGUGGAGACGGUUUCUAAUGAGCGUGGUGAAAUUAUCAAAACCAAGGAGCGACGCCUCUUCCUGCUUAAUGAUGUCCUCAUGUGUGCCACACCCAAUAUACGGUAAGCAAUACCAGAAACCAGACCUGCUCCGGUCUUUCCUCCUAAAUGAAGCGAAAUAUUCUCUUAUAGCUUCACCAUCUAACUAUUUUAGAAACUUUCCCCCACGCGGAUGAUCCUGUUGUGCUCUUGCCCACUCUGAGAACCUCAUCUGGGAUUUUCUGCCAAUAAAAAUCCUUUCAGCCGAGCUCACUAAAAUUAGUCACUUCAACCAAAAGGAAACUCUCCACAGUAGAGACAGACUGUAAGCUCUGAAUGCAACUGGUGUCCUGGGAGUGACUUUUGACCACAGUGCGUGUCUGCAUUUGGACUGAACUGUACCCACUGUGGAUUACUGCAUAGCCAAGAGUGAUGGAGAGCCCCAUUCAUGGGCUUUUCAGCUCCUGUCCUGUAAUUGUGACAUGAAGGCCACCACAUGCUGCCUCUGGGAAACUCAUCCAAAGAAUUGUUUUUCUGGAUGAGUGACAUUUGACCCCUCAUUUUUCAACAUCUGUGGGUCUCCUCCACACACUCUGAUAUAACUUUCUCAAUUUUCUUACUUUAAUGUAUGUCAUAUUAAUGAAACACACACAAGCAUGUAACCUUCAUCUGUAUUUUCUUCUCUGUCAAGAUUUCAGGAUGGCAGUGGAAGCGGUAAUGGCAACGUCCCACUCGACCAGAAGUUCCUCCUGAAGUGGAGCGUGCCUUUGAGCUUUGUGGAGGUGGUGGAAUUUGGAUCCAGUGAGGACAUGGCCGACAACAGUCACUAUCAAGCACCGCAUUCAGGGGAGAAGGUGGUCAUCAAUGCAAAACCAAGUAUGGACCAAAGUGUCACACUCUGUUUUUCAUGAAUCUGUCUGUGUUUCCCCUCUUUAAUUUGGCACUAAAGGUCAAAAGGUCAGGUAGAAAAGACAUUAAGUCCAGUUGAUGAAUCUAUUACGACAGUGUUAAUGAGUAGAGGCUAAAACCUGCCAUGGGCCACAAAGGUUUUUCUCUCUUUAAUAUGAGUUCACAGCUGCUGGUCAGUAAAGUGCUUUCGCUUAAUGAUUGGUCUAUUUAAUUGUCAGGGUUAAUUAAAGGUGAGGAUCUCUGUGCUGUAGAGGAACUCUUUAAAAUGAGUUUAAAUCGUUGUUGAAAGUAACCGAGCGGUUGAUUCUUAUGAUAAAUACUUCAAUAUUGCACAUUUACAAAAUGGUGUCAGCUCUGCAGAGACCAUUAAGUCAAUCUACGUGUGUUUUUUCCGUUAGCGGUCCUCUGCUCUGCUGGCAGCCAACUCAGAUGAUUUUAGUCUUUCCACUGGUCUCUUCCCCCGUCACACACAGCUGCUCAGCCACUUUAAAAGGCCCAGAUCAGACACACAAGAGGCAUAAUGAGGGUGUAUGAUUGCGGUAACAGCACUGCACUUUAUAUUCCAGGGACUAUAUUUGUUUUUGUAUGUGUUUGUGUAUGUUUGUGCCCAGUCAAUGGCAGUGCACAUCAUAGGGCUGCUAAGUCUCGAGUACGGUGUUUUCCCCUGGUUUGUUAAAGGUUGUAUGUUUUGGAGCUGAGGUCAAAGGGUUGAUAUUUCUGUUGCCGUCAGUAAUCUUUUCCACAGAGAUGCAAAUGUGCUGUACAGAUCAGGGAUUCCCAACCUUUGAACUACAUGGACCAAACAGCAGCGGACAUUUCUGAUGGACAACAGAUUAUUAAACAUCUUAUGGCAAUCCUCAGCUAAUAUUAUGUCAUGAUAGAUCAAGUAAACCAAAAGCAUACUGAAACUAGGACGGCUGUAAAAAAAAAAAAACAACAAUUUUUCAACUUAAUUCAUUGUCUUUUUUGCCUUUCCAGGACAAAACUAAGAAGUAAAAAAAGAGGAGACAGACAGAGAGAGAGACAAAAACAGAAAAAGAAAGAGUCAUAUUUCCACAACCUAGAUACAGAGUUAUUUGUGCUCAUUUGUACUCGAAGAGAUUAUUGCAUGUACUGUACAUAUGAGUACACCCAUGCUUACUAUAUGCCUAUCACAUGCCAAUACCCAUCUCAGCCCAGCUUAUUAUGUAAUGUACUGUAAGUGCACACAUAAAUGGCUCUCAUCUGCAUCUGUGUAAAGUACAGUAAAGAUGGUUGCCAUUUUCUGUAUUUCCAGUGAGUGAUGUUUUUUUAUCAUCCAGUCUGAUGCUGAGCAAUCAAGCUGUCAUCAUAAUUCUGGAUUUUGAUUAUUUUCCUCUUAAGUCUCUAAAAGCGUCCCUGUUUAUAGGCCAAAAACCAAACUUCUUAAUGUUACCUAUUUCACCAUGUUUUCUCUUCAUUAGUCACAAGUGACCUCUCACCCUGCAUGUUUUGCAUGUGCAGCUUUGACGCAAACAAAUCCUGAUAAGUAAAAUGUUAAAACUUUAGCUUUAUUAAAAUUUAAUCAUAAAAAGUUUGUUUUAGCUCUAAAUAGAAACAAUUUACCUUGUGAUGGGGAAUUGAAGGUUGGCCAUUUCCAGGAAAUCAAACAAAACCCAAUACUAUGUAAAUGAGCGUUAGAUCCACUCUCUUGGUUCUGACUAGGUUUUCAUGCCAAGGCCUGGUACUGGUCUCAGGCCUGGUUUUUGAGGACCUUUGCUAUAGCUCACCCUCUCUCACUCUUUCAUUCUCUCUCUCUCUCUCUCUCUCUGUAAUCUCCUGUCUUUAAUACCAUUACAUCAUAUUGAGUCCUUUUCUGCCAGGUGUCACAGUGUCACAUCUAUCACUGGAUACAUCUUGUGAUGGUUCUUUGAUUGUCAGCAUGGUGUCCCUCUGGUGUGUUUUAUUACUGAUGGAUUAUUGUCAGAAUACAUUUAGACCCUUGCUCACAGAAUAUAACAGCUACAGCUGAAAGUGAAUCUAAGUUGGACGUCGCUCAAGUUAUUUUAUGAGUCCUUCUGCUGUGGGAGAUUGUAAUGCAGAUGUCAGCAUGAUAAGUUUAUCCUCUAUCUGGAACCUUUUGCAUUCACACUCCCACAUCCACUCAAACUUGUCUGUUAAUCGUCUGUACAUUUUGAAUUUUCAGCCUUUUUUUAACAUCUUAGCUGUACUCCAUUUUAUACCAUUUUAGCUCCACCUAAGCUUCAUUUCAUGCAGUCUCCAUUGCACCAAUCUCCUGCUCGACCACCUGUCCUCCUUCUAGACUCAUAUUAACAGAUGGCAGAGACAGACCUGAGUAACGUCUGCUCUGUCUGUGAACCUGUGUGUCAGUUUCAGCCAGGAGAAAACCCCAGAGACUCAUCUUAACCUUAUGUGAUGAAGAAGAUACUCUUCUUGAAGGCCUGAGGAAGGCCAUAUGGGUCUUAAUGUGUCAUGCUUUGUCCUUACACACCGCAAUGUGCAAGAGAUUAGACUUACAUAAGUAAAUGGUCAGACCACAUUCCCUUAAAUAGACACUAUACAUAGAACUGCAGAUUCCUUUUACUCUGUUAAUUGGCUUCACUUAGUUUACUCACUUAUUCCCCAACCAGCAUCAGCUCUGUGUGGGUCUGUGGGAAUGUGUGUGCAUAGGAGAAGGCCUGUUGCCAAAGGAACUUUUGACAAGUGGAAAGGAUUGUUUUCUCAGUCCACCGUGUUCAGCCAAAAGCAGCUCGUUGACCAGCCCGCUCGCUGACAAUGACAGGACUCUCCAGAAUAUGAUGUCAUCUCUCUUCAUGUCACUCUGCUUAGUUCAUCUCCUCUUUACACCACACAGUAAUCAGACCACCUCGCACAGUAGCCAUUUAAAGCCACAAUCCCUCUCUUUAACAUGUAAUUUGUAGAUAUUUAGUUUGUUUUUUAGGGCACUGUGUAAUUGCAGGGAUGACUGGUGUGAUUCCUGUGAUGCUUCCAGGGUCUGUUUUGUUAGGAACCUCGUGGCAUUUGGCAGUCUCACAAAGAGCUAUUCAAGAAGCUGGAUCCAGACUGAAAUGGGUUACACAGAGCCAGUUUGCUUUUCUGUGGGAACGUCCAAUUCAGUCAUGGUUGAAUUCGAUUCUUCCCUUUGCCUUUGAACUGUUCAGUACAGAUAACGCACGAACAAGUUGAUGUUUAUGAGUAAUGUUUAUGAGCUCAAGGGUUAGCUUCCAUUUUACAUACAUUUACAUUUACCAAAGGAGAUAAAAGCAGGAAGAGAAGAGAUUAGGCUCUAACACUAGCCUGUUUUUGUUUUAAUCUCCAGCAUUUAUAUUAUGAAGUCACAUCUAUAGGAUUUGAUAUUAAUGGGGGUCUUGGCGUGACACUAUGUCAUAUUAUUUUGGCUUUGUGUAAAGCUCUAUAUGUGCUCAAUAUAGAGCGAGCAUUAGAGGUUUAUUCAGUAUUUCUGUCCUGACCUGAAUUCAGCCCCCUGUGCUUUCUCUGAAACAGAUGAUCCAUGAAAAUUGCAUAGAGUGCAAUUAAAGACUGCAGAUAGCAAAAUUGAACAAAGAGCAUGGCAGCAAACAAGUACAACACACUCUUGUUUGCUCCUAUCAGAGAUGAAAUAAAAACUAGAUAACUUCAGAUAACUUCAUUAUUAGAUCCAGUGACAUGAGUAAAGCACAGUUAGAAAUCACAAAUGUGUGAACACAACUGUAGGCCUGCUGUGUGUCUCUUUGUGUCUGGUGGCGUUUAUGCUCGUGCAAGGAUGAGGAUCUCUUAGCCUCCUCUGCAAAAACCCAGAGGGAGACAUUUUCGAGUAAGAGACCACCUACAAAUGCAAACUCCGGUGAUGCAAAAACAGGGAUAAAAGUUUCCCCGGGAUGCCCAGUCAAGGAGACCUUCGGGAGAGGACUACACUGGGUUGCCAUGGCGUUGAAGCACCCGGCGGACUCUGUGUGCCUAUUGUGCAGAAAGACGAGGAGGAGGAGAAAGUAGAAAAGCAAAAGCAAAGAGUCAUUUUGGUGCCAAAGACUCAAAUGCUGUGUAACCCUUUAGUCCCUGGUGCACUAAAAUGCAGUUGAGGUUUGAUUUGAGAGAGGCCUGCCCUGGUUAAAUGAAGCGUUUGAUCAAAUGACCUCAAUAACUUUUUUUUUUUGAAGAUUUGGUCAACUGACAUGCAUUCCUCAUGUGCUGCUACUGGUGGUGGAGAGGGGGGAAGGGGAGGGAAAAAAAUAAAAGUUUGUUUUGAACAAAUUUCUGAUUUUUGACCAAUUAUGUUCAGUAUGUUUACUUAAUCUGAUUCUGAUGGCUAUGAUGUUCAUUUUUGGCAAAUGUUUUUUCUGACAGUUAAGCCUUUAGGUUAAAAUAAUGACAUGAAUUGAGUGGAGAGAGAAGAGAAGGCCUGCCAAAUCUUUGAUGAGCCAUGCGGUUAUGUUCUGCACAGCAGGGUUUUAUGCACACAAAGUAAGCCCUCACCUUCUUUUUGAUACAGAACAACAACAACACAGAAAGAGCUUCAAUCACAGCACAUCACUCAGGAACACAAGAGUGAGAUAUUUUCAGUUCUAAAGACCACCUAUCCACAUAGCUUUUGCAGCAUGCAUGGACUUGUAUAAGAAAGGAUGAUGUAUGCUGACAUGCAGGAACAAAACAUUUUUGUGGCCUCUGAACUACGUUACCAUGAGAUCACGGUGUUCUUGUCAACAAGCGAGCACACUGGUGAGAUUCACUGCCAAGUUUGCAGAGCUGUCACUGCUCCCUGUGGGAACCCGACUGAUUGGCCGUUAUUGAUCUCUGUCUUUGUUUGUCCAGUUUAACUGCUCCUCUCAUCAAACCUGUCUCAAACGUUGAUGCCUGUAUAUCCACGUGUCUUCAAGGAUAAUGUUGAAGACACCAGCCUUUAACAGCUCAUCCUGAUUUCUUUUUAAAUCUCUUUUGUAUUUUUAUUAUUUGGGUUGCAAAGAUUACGCUGUCUUAAAAGCAAUUUGUGUGUGUGUGUGUGUCUGCAAUUUUCCAUAGACAAGCUGUACAUGGGCCCCGGUCAGUUGUACCAGGAUCUGCAGAACCUGAUCCAUGACCUUGGCCUGGUGAACCAGAUCUCUGGCAUGAUCUGCAGCCUCAAAGGCAACUACCAGGUGAGAUACACAUCAAGCACUGAAUUAAAGUUGUGUCAUUUUAACUUUUCUGGUCCAUAUCGGAUAAUUGGGGUAUUUGAUAAGGACGAUGUUAAAAGAAUUAAAAUCCUCAAAUCUAUUUUCCUCUCUGUCAUGUCUCGCGCCCCCAGGCCACUGUAGGUUCCCCCUUCCUUUAAGAGCGCUCCCCAUUUCGCACACACACCAGUGUAAACAAACAUGGCGUUUGCAAAAGAAGGUGAUAAUUUUGUGGCUAAAAGGGGCAAGAGCAAGUCAGUUGUGUGGAAUUGGUACGGCUUCGCAGUUUUGGGCUGAAGAGCAAACCACUCCCUGCACCAAAGUCUGUCUAAAGGUGCUAUCAAUCUGUCCACACAGAAACAAAUUCAGGAGUACACACUCAAGUUUUUUGUUAUAUCGCAGUUUCAUCCACACGGAAAUGGCGUUUUGGGUGACUCUAAACAGUACUUUUUGAAAAUGGAUACAAGAGUGCAUAAAUCCGUGAACGAAUACCAUUUCCCUUCGUGUGGAUGCUUCUGCAUCUCUCGAAACGAUUAUGUGACACACGGCGUAACUCUUUUAUGGCGGCUGCGGGUGUCCCGCCAAAACAGCCUUUAUACGUGUGCUUUAUACUCUUCUUCUCUCUUUCAUGCAUAUCCUGGGCAGCAUUACAGUGCCACUUAAUGGCUUGGCAUAUCCACUACAUUGUUUUCAGUGGUUUCGUUUCGAGAGAUGAUAGAAAAACAUAUUUUUUUAUAAUGAAGUUUGUUGAAGUUGUCAUUGAAUAAAAAAUUGAAAUUGAAAAUUGAGGUUUUCAGAGAAAAAAAUCAGGAUUUUAUUUUUGGCUGAAAUCAAGUAUAAUUCAAUCAUGUUUGAAAAGGGCAAUCCCACUUCAAAAUUCAUAAAUCUGCUUUGCCAAGAAAAAACUAGGGUAUGUUAUUGAUGUCACUUGACUAACUCUGAGUUCUUGGAAAAGUUAGACUGUCUGUUAAUAUUUGUGCAAGCAUGAACAAAAUUGACAUUGACUAAUGUUCCUGCAGUGUACCUCAGGACUCUUAAAAUCACAUCCAUGGUGUUUCCCUCUGGACGUCCAUAAGGGCUGGGCUGUUAUGAUGAGAUAUAAUGUUCAAGCUGUGGAAUGUGCCAGUGUGGGCAAUUUGUUUCUUGGAAACCAGGAGUCUCUUAAGUCUCGAUUUGCACCAUUCAAGCCUGUCAUGUCAUUUUACCACACACACGCAUACACAAGCCUGUGUGUGUGUGUGCAGUUGGAAAGAAGGUUUACUUUGCAGAACACAGCGUUAGUGUGUGAGGUUGUGUUUGUGCUGUGCUGGUAGGUCUGUUAGAGGCAGAGUGGGAGGCUGAGUAGCAGAGCAGCUCUCAGAGAAGAUGUGUGAGGAUGGGAAAGGAAAGAAAGAGGCAAGGGUGAGAAGUGUGAGCUAUUCACUGCCGAUUUGAAAAACGAUGCUGACAGUACACUCAAAAUAGAUCUCUGCUGAAAUGUCUAUUAUGUAUCCUGAAAACAUGUUUCAAUGGUCUAAGGCUUUUCAGCCAUUGGACGCCUCUGAAAACAGCUUCAGUAUAACAAUGCGAUGAUUCCCCAGGUUUUUGAAAGUCUGCUCGAUUUUCAAAGGAUUUGCUCAUAUUUGGUGUUUGAAUGUUGUGGUAUAAACAAAUAACUGAAUCCAAAAGCCGCAAUGAAUGUUCAGUUGAUUAAAGACUUGGUAGCCAUUCAGUGAUGAAUUAUUUUCCACAGUGUCAUUUUGUUCCUUUGUAUUUUGUCCCGUACUCUAGUUUUAUUGUCCCCUAAUAUCAUGAGUCUGCUUUUGCUUGUUUUUCCUCCUUUUUUGUGUCUCUCCACUUUUCUUCUAUUCAGAAUGUGAACUCCACAGUGGCGCAGGACUGGGUAUCAGGUCUCCAAAGACUGAUAAUGAAAAAGGAGGAAGAAAUCAGGGCAGCUGACCGGUGUCGGAUCCAACUCCAGCUACCUGGCAAACAAGACAAGUUUGUGUUUUUGCAUAACUACGUAUUUAGAGUUCUUGACACUUCCUUAAAUCAGUCUUUCUGGCUGCAUAAGCAGUAUUUUACCAGCCCCCAGUCUCCGUCCUUAACACCCACCCUUGAUUUGUUUAUCCUGGGUUUUCCUCUUUAUCCCUUGUUAACCUGCUUUCUCCUGCUGUCCUCUCAGUCCCUCUGCAUACUUUCAGCUAUAAGAGAGAUUAUUACAGUACAUUUAGAAAUUUGGAAAAACAAGUUCCUCCACCAGCUGUAAUCUGAGGCAUGAAUCUCAGUGGAGCAGUUGUGUCUCCGUCUUUGCAACCAAAGGCUGCCCAGUUACUGCAGCUGCUUCUGGACACAAAUAAUCGUGUCACACAUUCAUUACACACACUAUUAUAGUACUGCACGUGGUCCCCCAAGGGUGCACCUUGUCUUGGCUUCUUCACAUUCCCUCUUUUUCCCACUUCCUCGUCCCUGCAGCACUCAGAUGGGGGGAUUAUCCACGGGUAUGUUUGGAAACACAGCUGUGCAUCUGUCAUUCCUCUCAUGAUCCCUCAAUCCUGAAACACACAAAACCCAACACCAGCAAACAUCAGUACCACACACACACUACAAAUGCACACAGUUUGUGCUCACGAGCUGCUGGCGGAAGUGAUAAUUGACAUUGACAUGUAUCACAUUUCUGUUGCAGUCUGCUAGUCAGUCAGGAUUGAAUUGACAGAUUCAUGUCGCCUCAGGCUGGGAUUCACAUAAAACAAGCUUUCUAUCGGAACGUAUUUGGUGUUUUGCUAUAAUAGGUGCAUUUCAGUGGAUUAUUUUGUGCACAAAAUGUAAAAUUUAAACAACUCUCAUGAUAAAUUUUUUAUGCAAAUGCAGACCUCUGUGAUUUCCAGAGUGUUGACACAUUUUAUGGCACAUGAUUCAUUCACAGCAGUCUUUUCACAGCAUUUCUGAUGUUUAGGCUUUUAUAAUUCAUGGACUGAUUUUGAAAUAUGAGUACUUUUUAAAAAACUGGAUGUUAAGACUAGAUAAAAAAGGGCAAACAAAAAUUUUACUGACAAGAUUUAAUCUAUCUAGGUUGUAAUUUGAAAGGCCUGUUAGAGCCCGAUAUAUAACAAUACCCAAAAUGUUAUUUAAAAAAUUGUAAUCACUAACCUAAAAUGUAAUGAGUUGCUACAAAAAGUUACUACGUUUUGGGCUUAGCAUCUUGUUACAUUAUCAACCACUUAUUAAAUUUUUUUUUUUUUUUUUAUCAAACAUUUUGGGUCAUCAUUACAUAUCAGGCUCUAGCAACUUUAUCUACAUUUUUUAUGUCAGGGAGUCCCAAUGUGUGAUGCUGUUUCACCGUUCAGAGAGAGCGGGGAGAGUUAUUGAGAGGAAACACGACUUAGAUUUGUACAAGACAAGACCAGCAAAGAUAGAAGAUACACCCUUUUGUCCACUCCAGAAUCACACAAUGCAAAGGCUCUUCACUAGAGCCCUGAAGAAAAAACCUUUUUGAAUGUGUAGUACAUGAGUGUAUGAUUAUAGCCCAGAAUAGAUAGUAAGGAUUUUGUGUUUAUUGUUUACUGUGAACAGAAGUGUUAAGAUCUAGCUGUCGUACAUUUUGAAUAAAUAUAAGUGGCUCAGGGAAACAUACACAUUUAUAACAUUAUAUUGUAAAUUCUACAUAAAGAAAUAUCAACAAAUUAGACAUAAAGGGACCUUUUGCAUAUUUGUGCAAAGUGAUGACUUAAACAUAAUGAAAGUUAGAUUUUUAUCUCAGGGUUCUGUUCAUGGGUGUUUAUCUCUCUCUCUGUCUGUUUUGCAGGUCGGGUAAACCCACUUACUUCAGUGCAGUGUUCAACACUCUCAGCCCAGCCAUCAAGCAGUCAUGGAUCAGUAACUUGCAGAUGGCAAAGCUGGCUCUAGGUACAGUGUAGUGCUCAGCUCAGCCCGGCUGUAAAUGCUCCUGUCUUAGUUACACAUUUGUUUUUCUAUUGUUGUCGUCUGUCCGUGUAUUUAUUUCCAAAGGAGCUGUACUUUGUUGCUUUCUGCUUUACCUAUCUCUUCAUUCUGUUGUCUUUGACGAUAAAUAUGAUAGGUAACUGCAAUACUACAAACACCAUCAGGCUACUUAAAGAGAGGUUAUUUAAAUACUCUUGUGCAAAAGAUGUGCUCUUCAUAUAUUCGGAUUAAAUCAAGUACUAACUAUGUGUGUGUUUUUGUGUGUGUGUGUGUGUGUGUGUGUUUGUUACAUCAGAGGAAGACAACCUGCAGGGCUGGUUCUUUGCAGAGGAUGAUGGGAAUCACAUCAAGAAGCAGAAGCACCCUCUCUUGCUCCGGCAAAUGCCUGUGGUCAUGUCAAAACUACAAGAGUUCAAGGUCAGACAUUUCCCUUUCCCAUACGCUUGCUAACUGACAGAAAAUUGAAGAUAAUCUGGGGUCGCUUUGCUCAUUUGUUUGGGGCUUGGGGCUAAUUUUGCAAAGAUGGUGGGUUUGAUCCCUCUGUGGGUCAAUGCUCACACUGUAGCAGCCCUAACAGUAUUUAAUUAGACAUCUUAUUCAAUUUCUUAUUCUGUGAUUUGCCCCUAAUGUAAACUUACACUGUUGUUGAGGAGACAGCCCUAUUCCACCAGUGUAGGUCAGUCACUUGGUGAGUAGUUCUACAUUUCCUGUCAAAUACAGGGGAUUAAUUUGUUUAAUAUACAAAAUAAGCUUGAAGAGAUAUAUUUUAGUAUAGAGUUUAGUAGACUAGCCACAUGUCUACUAAACCCACCUACCAACCUAGUGGUACUUUGCCAGUGCAUUCAAAGGCGCAAGAGGAGUCCUCCAAAAACUAAAGCCAGAAAACUUGCAUGAGCUUACAGUGAAAGGUACUCUAAAGAUGUUCAUGAUGACUUCAUGUGCUGUGCUCCUUCUCUCUUACACUCUGUAUACUUGUCCAUUAUGUAUUCUUCUAAAUACCUACCCAAACUACAAUAUAAGAAAUCCAAAAUAAAAAAAAAUAAAAAAAUUCCUGUCAAAAUAGAGUUGCGUAUAACUGCCAGUUUAUUAUUUCUAGUCAUUAAUUAUACAAUAUUUUAUCUAAAAUAUCAGUUUUACUCGUCACAAAGCCAUUGUGAAUAUCCAUGAUGGCAUUUUUACUCUAAUUUUGAAAAUGGCAACCUGGAACAUUGAUAUCUGAAAUGGUCAUUCAUAUCUGGUCUGAUGUAAGACUUAAAACUGUGAACAAAUACCUGAAGAACCGUAAAGUCAGGGUUGCACAAAGACUGUAUUCUGUCUCAUUCAAGUCAAACUAAAGAUCGUUUGAGUUACAUUUAAAGUGUUAUUAUAGAUUGAUUGAGAUGUUACUUUUUUACUGAGAGAAAGUUUUCCAGUGUUGCAACAGGAAGGGGUGAGGUUAGGUUGUGUACUUAAACAGUGUCCUAUACUCUCAUCCCAAGUCCCUGUACAAUUCAGUCAAACAGUAGCCCUCUAAAGUAGGUUUAGUCUAUAAACCAGGCAGUUAAUGACCUGAUGGUGUCAAAGUCAUUGAAUUGAUCCCUGUACAAGCCAGCUUUCACAUUAUUGAUCGAACAUGUGACUAGUUAAUCAUGGGCUGAGAUAAAGUGUGAUAUGUUUUGUAGUGUACAAGUACAGUGGACUAAUCACCUCCUCGUGUACCUUUGGAUUUCCUUGUUUCUUUUCAUUAGAACACGCUAUGACACAACAUUCACUUUAGGACUGGAGUCAGGUCACUGACAUUGACCGGCGAAUUUGAGUAAAAAUGAAAUAAUACGGAGUCUUUGUCAGUUGGUGAGAAUGUCAUGGGUUUGAUCGUACCUUUGAGGUAAUACGGGUCAUAAAAGAUAUGUGCUGUCUUUCUGAGUCAGACAUAUAAAGCCACACUGACUGUCAGCACUUGAUCUAGACUUCCACCAGUGCUUGAAAGUCCUCCCUCACCCUGCGUGUGUUGAAGAGAAGAUAAGAUCACAUCCCAGAUCAGAAGGUCUAGAUUUCAUCAUGUCAGCUGAGGUGUUGGUCAAAUACACUGAUCUUAGCAUCAUAGGGAAUAAACUUGACAAAUAUUAUUGAAUUCUGUAUGAAUAACUUGUCUUUGUUUAGAUUUAUGUAUUACUUUUGUUGAUGGCUAAAGCUCUUUUGCUGUAGAUUUGUCAGGCUUUUGUUCCUACCAGGAUCUGUGUUAUUCACUCUAUGAGUUCCUACAUGCUCUCCUCUGACCUGUUUCUUAAUCUUUCCUCUGACUCUCUUGUUUCUUCCUGUUCUGCUACAGGUGGAAUGUGCGGUCCAUAAUCCAGAGCCUCAUAUCAACACAGAGAGCACAGCCGACACUCCGGCUGUGGGUCAUGGUUGUGUCUGGGUGAGACAUUGUCCUACACUUUCAAAGAAAAAAAAGCACAUUUUAUCAAUCACACCAAAUAAGUGGCCAUCUCUGGCUUGUAUCGGUACACACAAAUGUGAAGGAGACACACUCUUGAAUCUGACUUAAUGGAGGGUGUGGAGCGAGUCUUUAAUUAUCAAAUGGUGCAGAAAAAUAUUUAUUUUAAGCAGCUAACACGACUGAGGGCUGACCCUUUUGCUGUCAGAGAGUCUGACUCUUAGUUUUAGCGUAGAGCUCAAGUGUGUGAGCAGCGCAGAUGGUAAUUCUCUGCUGUUUAUUUAUCGAAAUGUCUGAUGCCCUGUUUAAGAAAUACAAUCUGAGUUUGAAAGUGUUUGCUUUAGCUCUUUCUCAAAAUAAGCAGUGACUCAUAAACAUUGAUGGUCAGGAAAAAGCUUUGUUCUGCUGAGGGUAUAAACAUCACUGUUGAGUUAUUUUGAUGGUGAUGUAAUAUUUAAACUAUUGCUGAAAGAUGUCAAACUGGAAUAUAAACAUUUAAAGUUGUAAGAUAAUUGAAUCAAUGAUUUUUGGUCUCAUGAGACUUUUUUAAACUUCAUGAAUUUUAAAGGAAUGUCUGAUUUAAGGUUACACUUUCAGCAGCCAUUUUUGUUUUUCUUCUGUUUGUUUUCUCGGUUUAGUAUCUCUCAGAAAAGUAUCCAGUCAAACAAAUAUUUAUUGUCCCUUAUUUCUGAUCAGGUUGCAAGCUGCACCAACCAAAUGGGACAGAUAUCUAUAGUGGCCAUGCAGAACUCCAGCCCUAAAGUGACUGAGUGUUUCAACGUCGAGUCCCGUAUCCUCUGCAUGGCUUACGUCUCUGCAGAGCAGCCUGAGGAGAAUGGCGAGAAGGUCACUGAGAACAAUCAUGUCUCUUCAACGAAGGCCAGUGAAACCCCAAGUGUUUGCCUGGGCAUGGAGGAGGGAAGGUACAGCACACUGUGGACUUUAAAAAGUGUUUUCAUGUCAGUUUUAAGCUGGACAAAAACAGUCCUGUAAGAAAUACGUAUGUGUCAUAUUGCCCUUGUUGAUGAAAAAUAAAAAUAAACAGUUAAAAAAAUAUAUCACACACAGAUUUUUGUAAAAACCAAACAAAAUGAGACCAUAAUGUGAUUGGAAAAGUGUUCAGGUUUGUGUGUUGUUAAGAAGUGGUUGUGUACCUUUAAUAAGACAUCAUGCUUUGGCAAUAGAGAGAGUGCUGCUGGUAUCUGUCAGGGUUAAGAUUAUACCCCAAAACUCUCCAAAAUGUUCCCUGGUGAGGCAAAAUAGUGACUAAAGAUAAAAGAUUCCUUACAAAACAUUUUAAGGUUGUCUCUGAUUCUGGUCUUUUGCAGCAUCAUUGUGUACAAGAGCAGCCAGCGCUCCAAGAAAGUUCGUCUGCAGCAUUUUUUCACCCCAGACAAGUCUACUGUCACGAGCCUGGUCUACAAGAAACACUGUCUGUAUGCCGGCCUGGUCAGUGGCUCUGUGGCCAUCUACUCCAGAUCACAAGGUGUGUACUUAAGGAGAGAAGAGAUUGUGACUUUGUUUAUCUCUGGUGUGACAGUUUCAUAACCAAAGCUUUGUAGUAUUUGUUGAUUCUCCUAAAUAGCCAAAAUUGGGGCAAUUAGCAGGCUAAAACACUGUUAUUGUGUGAAACAGAUAAUGCAUUCAGUCAGUUAAUUAGAUUUGGUUUUCAAACUGUGUAGGCUGACAAUGUUUACUUUAAUAUGCAGUCUGCGCCAGCUGCCUUAACCGUAAUUGGCCACUUUGACAAAUAGGUGCAGUGUUGGUGGCUGAUGUGCUAACUUUGCCACUAAAUUAAGUAACUUUAAAUCAUCCUCUACUGACAGCAUUCACCAAAUCAAAUUAGCAUCCAAGUCAAUUUUUCAAGUUUAAAAUUCAUCUUGUCACAAUGCUAAGCUGUUUGGGGCAACACAGAUGAACAUUUGGCAGCCAUGAAUGAAGGAGUUAUUCUGGGUGGAAUACAGGCAAAGCUGUUUUUUCCCUCUGUGAGUCACUAGGUUGCUGUUACUGUGUAGCUUGGGGUCAGGGGUCUCCCCUCCUCUGCUCUGCUCUGCUCUGAGGUUCUGCUUCCGUCUGCUCUGUUGUCAGGGAGAAGCCAAUCUGUUAGCAGUGACCUAUUUAACGUCUUCCCUCCCUGACAGGCACAGACAUAUUAAGGGAAAGUAUCAGGGCUGCUCUCUUCCCACAUUCUUUCACAUUCUCUAUUUCGUCCCAUGUCUUAUUGGUUUUCAUAGCAGCGCAAACAGAGGCUCUUUGAGCUUCCUUUCUGUGUGAUUCCACUAAGAUGGGUAGAUAUGCCAGGGCAGAGUCCUUGUAGUUCUUGGCUCUCGAUUGUUAAUUUUGGUGUCAUUACCCUGUGAUGCAACUCUUACUUGAGGAGUGUUUUAAUAACCUACUGUAAGUCACACAUAUUCAUUCCAUUGUGCUCUUAUAUGACUCAAAAGUACCUCCUUAGAGGUGCAGGGAAUUUAAUUUUAAUGUUGCUGCUCUAGCUUUCUUAAAGGGAUAUUCCAGUGUAAAAUUAGGUUAUGGUAAAACACACUGUAACACGAUAGCAAUACACAGCAGUCUACGUCUCCACAUGCAAACCUCAACCAAAAAGCCACUCUAUAGCAACAAAUAAUGCUCAGAACAGCACGUUACUUCCUCAACAGCACAUAUAGGGUCCCAGCCAUAGUACUAGCCAUUUUUAAGCUUUUUCUAAUUUUUUUAACAAAGAGACUAAACACAAUUCGCCCACUCUCUUCCAGCAGCCACUUGUUUGUGGGGGACCCCUGACGAGUCGAUCACCGAGUGCAGCGGAGUUUGGCAGCUCAAGGAAGAACAUUCAUAAUUAUUACUUCAUGGAAAUUGAAUCAGACCAAGAUGCUUAGGCUGAAGAACUACCGUAUCUGCCAUGCAAAAUAAUUAUCAGGAUUUUUAUUUCAUGGAAAUGAUAAAGAAAUGAUCAUAAAUUUUCUUCCUUGAACUGCAAAACUCCGCUGCACUCGGUGAUCGACUCGUCAGGGCUCCUCUCACAAACAAGCGGCUGCUUGAGGAGAGUGGGUGAGUUGUAUUUAGUCUCUUUGCUAAAGAAACCAGGCAUUGCUAAAAAGAUGUCUGGUGGCUAGUACUAUGGCUGGGACCCUAUAUGUACUGUUGAUGAAGUUAGGUGCUGUUCUGAGUAUUAUCUGUGGCUAUAGAGUGGCUUUUUGGCUGAGGUUUGUGCGUGGAGCCAUAGACAGCUGUGUAUUGCCAAUGUGCGGUUGUUACUAAAGUUGGUAUAACUAGAGAAGCAAGCAGUCAGCAACAUUUAUCUCUUAAGGGGGUGUCUAACUCAGUGUUAUGGUGUGUUUGACCAUAACUUAAUUUACACUGGAAUAUCCCUCAAGGUGAUCUGUUAGCUUUGUGUGUUGCAGAGAGAUGACAGAAACAUUGACAUACAGACUGAGAAGAAAAACACAAGAAGAUGAGUGUUCAGACAUUCUUUGCCUGGAGAAAUAAACCCUGUAGUGUAUGCAACCGUUUAGGAAUGUACUGUUAAACUGCUUGUUACCGCUUCUUUCAAUGGUUGUGUCACCUCACUGCCUCCUGUAUUUUUAACACAUCAGUUAUUAGACCCUGGCACAGUCAGUAUACCACUGCUGGUGUGAGUAAAUGUCCCAACAGUUUCAGAAGAUGUUUUCCGUUUUUUAUCACCACUGAGGUGUCAAAUAGAUUCUCAGAAGGAAGUACAGGCCCCAAAUCCUCUGAGUCUCACUUGUUUGAUUCCUCUCCAUCAACAGCACAGCUCUGUCACUGUCACUGGAACAUGAUGCCUGCUGCUAAAAUGAUGACUCACUCUGGGUUGUUGGUGAGGACACUGGUCCCUUCUUCUCUGUUAAAAUGCUGCUCAAGUAUUUUGUCACAGUGAAAGGCUUGAGCCUGUACUCCAUUAGCAUUUAAAGCAGACUCUCGGUUUACAUUGCCGAGAAGAAAGCCAGCAAAGCAAAGAGGAAUGAUCUGCUUAUGUUCUUUGAUGUAGAAAUGUCAACAGAUCAAAGGGGACCCUCACAGUGUACAGUGACAAGGCGUUCGAAAAACAACCGAAGAGACGGGAAUGUUGCUUUGUCUUCAAAGCCAUCAGUGCUGAGUAAUCCUGCGUGGAAAUGCUAUCCUGCAGAAGAUGCAGCAUGUCUGAAGCUGGCCAGUCAGCCUCAUUCUGCCAUGCUAGCUAUUUCCUGUUUCAGCCUGUGUCAGAGACUGAGAGAGAAGGAGGGAGUGAUUCAACAAAGGUCACGCAUCAUUGCCAGACUGUCAGAACAUGAUUCUCCUCUGCGUUGUCUUCAUAAGUCAUCAUCUUUUUCUUGUUGAGGGUGUUGGACACGUUCUGUGUUGUGUUGCAUCUUAGUCACACUUUCCCUUACCAACGCUGAUUGCAAUAUAGAAAUUUGAGUAAUGGCUCUUUCAAUACCAAUGCAAUCAAAUAUAUUGUUUAUGUAAUACAUUUGUUGAACUUUCUCACCAUUAACCCUUUGUGAACAAAAUAUGAUUGCUGCUAAUGACGAGUGACCUGGCUCACAACACUGCAGAACUCAUGAACUGAAAAUUGCCAAAAAAACUAUAGUUUUUGUUAUGAAACAGAUUAUAUGUUGUUGUUUUUUUUAAUUGUUUUUUAUUAUUCCACCAUAUAUACAGAAUAUUACAUUCAUUGCUAUUGUUACAUUCACCUGCAGUCAAUCAAUCAGUCAGUUUAUAUUUGUAUAUCUCAGAUUCUUCACAAUAAUAUCACGACACUUUACAAAAGAGCAGGUAGUCUUUGUUAUACUAUUGCCCAACAUGAUCAAAAUCUUUGUGUAAUACUUAGCUUGUAGCAGUAACAGGAACAAACAUUUCUCAACAGGCAGAAGCCUUAAGUAGAACCUGGCUCAUGUUGGAAAGCUGUAGAUAGAUAGAGCCAAAACGUAAACAACAGCUCUUCCAGAACAGAAGAAUGGGUACAGUGCUAAUUAAUCAUGGUAAAAGUAUGCAUACUAUUUGUACACACAGCAAAGUUAUGUUAAUCAACUGAUGACUGUGCAGAGUAGCUGUUUACUAUUAACGCAGUUAUUUAGCUAAAAUGAGUUUGUCUUAAAUGCUCUUAAACAAUAGUUACCAAUAGAGAUGAGGAAAAGCUUGAGGUUUGAUUAUUAUUCCUGAUAGAUCAGUGCACUGAACGCAUGAUCAACUCAAAGGGAUAUUCCAGCGUAAAAUUAAUUUAGGGUCAAACACACCGCAACACUAGUUAGACACCCCCUUAAGAGAUGAAUGUUGCAGACUGACUUUAGUAGCGACCACAAAAUAGCAAUACACAGCGGUCUAUGUCUCCACACACAAACCUCAACCAAAACGCCACUCUAUAGCCACAGAUAAUGCUCAGAACAGCACCUAACUUCAUUAACAGUAUAGGGUCCCAGCCACAGUACUAGCCACCAGACAUCUUUUUAGCAAUGCCUGGUUUCUUUAGCAAAGAGAACAAACGUAACUCACCCACUCUCUUCCAGCAGCCACUUGUUUGCGAGGAGCCCUGAAAAGUCGAUCACCGAGUGUAGCAGAUUAUUUCCUUAAAAUAAUAAUCGUUAUAAUAAUCAUUUUGCACUGCAGACGUGGUAGUUCUUCUGCCUUAGCAUUUCGGUCUGAUUGCAUUUCCAUGAAGAAAUGAUCAUAAAUGUUUUUCCUUGAGCUGUGAAACUCCGGUGUAAAAUCAACGCCCUAGCUUGAUUUUACACCGGAGUAUCCCUUUAACAGGCUACUUUAUUAUCAUCCUUUGGGUAAGAAGAACCUCACUAUUUUAAUCAGUGAUCAGUUUUUGUGCAAAUAAACCAUCACGAUGAGAAAGGUGCAACCAACACUGACUUCAAGGAAUACCGUGUAAGAAGUAAGAUGUGGGCAGACUCGCAGAAGACUUCGAGUUGAUACUCCCGUCUCCACUUCUUCUUUGCUUGUUCUUUUACUCUUUAUGCUAACAUGCAUCCACCUACACAUAAUGAUUAUCAAAAUGAUAUACACAGGGCAUUAGUGGAAUGCUAACCCCACCUUGCCCCUGUAGAGGGAGAUUACUUUCACUUCCCCAGUCAUUAUACUGUACCUCCCAAAGACCAUCUCUCCCUGCUUGGCACCUCUGCCUUCAAUGGCUGUCUUUGUGCCUUCUCUUGACAAACAUGGCUGGUGAGGCCUCAUUCACUUCCUGGCCUAGAUUAACUCAGGCAAUGUGGUAUCAGCAAGGAAUGAAGUUCAUAUCCAACUCAGUGCCACAGGACUAUUUGGUCUGAUGCACAUUCCUUGUUUUGUGUGUUACUUUGAUCGAGUGUAGAGCUUUUUCUACGUUUCUUCUAAAUUAAUGAUACACUGAUCAAAAUCCAACCCAGUAAAUAGCUGCAGGAAUGUAAUUUGUUAUUUUUAAAGGCACUGCAUGGGGUGUUACAUUGCAGUAGAGCUGGCACUGUAGGUGCCCAGGCACAUGUAGAACACAGUGUGUAGGAGGAGUGUGUGGGAUGAAGCUCAGCUCUGACUAACGCUUCACAGCCCAUCUAUAUUCAUAGCGAAGGCUGUGAAAACCAUCAAUGGCCAUUCUAGCAGCAUAAGCAGAGUCGUAUAAAUGCAGAUGACCUUUUCAGACAACACUUCUGAAGAUGAAGUGACUAUAACUGUGUCUGCCCUAUGAAGUGUAAACCAUUUCUCUUUAACCUUUACUUGGUAAUGAUAAAGGUUUACAUUGUAAAACGAACACAACACUGACAGAAGAAGAGAAACAGCACUCUGUUUUUUUUUUUUAUAAUGCUAACAUUUUAUGCAUUUGAUGUCCCAACCUUGCAGAGCACACGCAUAUAUUCUGUGCAUGCAUAAACUGCUUUUCAUCGGGUACUUUGUGAAAGGCUUUGAUUUAUUUAUGGUGGUGUGGUGCUAAAGUUACUCUUCUUUUCUGUGUUCAAGAUGGUUCAUGGAACUCUGAGAAACCUAAGGUACUGAAGCUGGGAGUCCUCCCAGUCAAGGCCAUGCUGGCUGUAGAGGAGCACCUCUGGGCAUCAUCAGGUGGACAAGUUUUCAUCAUCAGCAGCCACACUCACUCUGUAGAGGUAAGAAAACUCAGGUGAUACUGUCAAGCUAUAAUCACAUCACAUGUUAGCAUCAUACACAGCAGCUGUGUGUGGGUGUUGUAAAUCACACCAAGUGUACGUCUCUUCUUGUCAAGUCUGUGGGAAAAUCUGUUGAUCUAAAGUGUGGCUCAGACCAGGAAAUGCAAUAAGUAAGCAAACAGUUUAGAGAGAUCUUUUUGUUUAUCUUACAUGAAGAUGAAGUUGAAAUGAAAAUGUCUCUGACAGUCUUUCUGGCUCAAUAUGAAGAAAACAAAACUGGGGAGUGAGACAUCAACACAAAGAAACAAAAGGAGACAGAGUUUAGUCUGCAGAGGAAGGUCUUGUAUUGAGCAUAAUGAAUCUUUUCGUGGAACGUUUCAAAGAAGCACCUCCUCCAAACAUUGGUUUGCAGGUUUUUAGAAACCUUAGUAGAUUACAGUUAUUAAUUUCCUUCUUGGGUUUCUCCUGUCUGUGUCCUGAAAUAUGGAUGAUAAUCCUUGUAUAUGUUCCAGCCUGGUUUAGGGAGUUGAAGCACCUGCCAUUGGUCCAGGAAUAGUAACCUUCCUCUGACAUGCACUCACUCAUAAUCUGUUUAGCCUCAUUAAGCUCAUUAUGUUGGACCACCUGCCUGUCUCGCUCUCCUUUCCCAACUGAAGAACUUACAAUUAGUCUUGAGUGCAGACUGUAAGUGAGGGACUGAAAAAGAGGAACAAAUGCUGAGAGGGAAACUGAAUGUUCACAUGUUUGAAGUCUUAAUCCAACAGAAAUAAGGCCAACUCUGUUAGUCUCCAUGAUGAGUUCAGUUAAAUUGAUGCUUAUAUGCCCCAUAAUGAAAUUAGAUAACGAAACUAUUAUUGCUCACAGUAAUGAAGCAAAAAGAAAAAGAGAUGAUUUUAUUAAAGAGGUGUGAAAAUGCUGGUUUUUCAACCCUUGUGAAAGUCCCACUAUUGUCUAAAAAUUGGCAUCAACAAUAAAUAUCUUUGAUGCUUUUUGCAAAAUAGUACAGAGGAAAAAAAUCAUUGUUUUGUUCAUUCAUGUCAGAUUAAGUGCCGUCUGAAAAAGAAAUGUGGUUCUUUGAAUUGAUUUAUAUUGUUAAAGCAAGUGAAGAUAACAAGACCCUAAACAUAAUAACAACCAUUAAUACUGCUUUGUCUCUAAACAGAGUCGAGGGUUGAUUUAUGUCCUGAGCUUUUUCUCAUGAGUUUGUAGUCAGAGGCAGUCAACACAAGACUAUCAAGAAUUCACUUUGAAGCUGCAGAGCCUUUGCUAAACCUGAGUUCAAAGUGUCACCAACAACUGUGGUGAAUAAUUUGUGCAAAGCCCUCUGUAGUUCUGAGUUUUCAUUCUGCAUAUUUGCAGACACUGUCUGUUGUAUAAAUUAUUCAAUCCUAACCUCACUUCCAUGCUAGAAUAACAAAGUGGUAGUUAAAAACGGAUUUUUCUUCAGACAGCAUGAUACUUCAAAGUGUUAAGAAUGAAACUGGGUUUUAUUUUUGUAAAAAGUAGAAAGGCAAGACCUGACCUGAGUUUUAUAUUUUUUUUUUAUCCAAUUGUCUCCAAAAGUCACAUCCUCACUGAAGCUUGAAAGCAUAUUUCUUGCUUGUGUUUAACCCACUGUGGAAGAAAUCCCUUACCUACUGUUACUUCACAGACUAAAUACAUGUGUGAAAGGUAACUACUGAGCCUGCCAUCUUGUCCUUUCUCCCUCUUCCAGAAGCAGCUGGAGGCCCACCAGGAAGAGGGCAUGGUGGUGUCCCACAUGGUGGUGGCAGGAGUGGGGAUCUGGAUCGCCUUCAGUUCUGGAUCCACAUUGCGCCUUUUCCACACUGAGACCCUGGAGCACCUACAGGACAUAAACAUAGCCACGCCUGUCCACAAUACACUCCCUGGUAAGAUAUACAAAACUUCCAUUUCGAGAAUAAAAGUUCACCAAAAGCUGUCAGACAUAAUGUGGGUAUUUUUUUAUUAUCGGCCAAACAUAUUUCUGCUAUUUUAUCCUUUGAAAAAUGAACAGAAAUAUUUGUUGUCUAGCGUGUCAUAUCCUAUUUCUCCAACAUUUCCUAAUCCUAAUGAAAUAUAAUGACUUAGAUCUUCUCAUAUCUGCCACUGAAUAUCUGAAAAGACCGUCAGUGGAGUGUGAAAUGUGAGAUGUCAAACACACUGACACUCUCCAUCUGAAACCUUUUAAAAGUGUCACAUUUCUGAAGAUCAGUAGAGUGUAUUUGUUCUUUAUUUGGGAUUCCAGAUAUGGUGAUAAACUUUCUCAAGCACUUUUUUAAACACCAGCCAGCAUUUGUGCACUUUGAUGCAGGUCCAAUGACCUUGGUCAGUAAUUAGCCGACAUCAGUGUGGGUGCUCCUCAGACAGCUCUUGUUAUGGCAGAUUUGUCACCAGAAGGCUCCUCUGGUCUAAACAGUGAGUCAGGAACCUCUCAUUUCAUCUCUAUUCUUGACCUCUCUAAGUCACCUAUGAGGAAACUUUCACCACAAGUGCCAUCUGUACAAAAUUCAGUCUAAAUGUGUCAUUCCCAGGAGGAAUACUUUAUUGACUUGAAGAUCAUGAAUUAUAACAUCACUUUAAAACUGACAGUGUAGUAGUGUCUGAGCUGGAACUGGAAGUUGUGGAUUUCAGUAGAUAAAACCUUUUUCCACAAUCGUAUACAUUGACAGUACCAAAACUUGCUGUUAUAUAAACCUUUAUUCUUGGAAGGACCUGGUUCAGCAUUUUUCAAAAACCAAAAAUCAAUCAUAAUCACGUCUUGAGUUUAACCAUGUCUGUGGCUAUUGUCUCACGGUCGUGGUGAGGAUGAUUGAAUGGGAAGAGGUCUAAGCAAAAAGCAAAUCACUGCAGUGUAUUAAAUGAAACCAAAAUGUGGUAACUUUGGCUGUUAUUGGGUCAAAACAGACUCUGCCCCCGGUUGCUGCAGGGCAGUCUUUCUCCUCCCCAAAGCAGCCACGAUAAUGGCGACCAAACUUUGUUGUAAGUCCUGUUAGCAUUUAAAUCAGCAGGAUAAAAGCCAGUGAGCUAACUAAAGGUGAUACUAAGUUACAUUUUGUUGUGCCCAGUGUCAGGGCAGUAAAAAGACUCUUAGGAAAUGUAAAUAAAAGCAUCCAUAAAAUAAACAAUACUCCUACUAUUUCUUUAUGACACUAAAUUUGGGAAAAUAGUGAAAUUGUUAAAUACUCAGAUUGUUAAGGAUCCUUGAUAAUGUUGUUAAAAUCAGUUAGAGUAUUCAAUUUCAAACUCUAUCCUAGGGGUUGGGUGAUUAACUGAUAAUUUGCCGAUACUGGUAUUUACAACAAUUACCAACAUCAUUUUGCCCAUAUUGGUAUAUUUGGUGUCAAAAUAAAUAAAAGUUGGUUUUGAAUGUGUGUAGAAAGGCUUUGGUCUCAUGUCCCUUGUAAGACGCCGUUCUAUGUCAGAGGCAUGACUCCACCCCAUCCAGUCCAUAGCAAAGAGGGAAAACAGGUGAGGAGAUGGAGAGCGGUUCAAUAGUUAUAGCGGCUGGAGCGGCGGCUGAAGUAGACGAAGUUAAUGUGGGAGGAGGUGAGCAGCUUGUGGAGUAGUUAUCAUCCAUUUAAAGUUAUCGAGGUGAACUGCUCAAUACAUUGCGAUAUUGAUUUAAGGCCACAUUGCCAAGCCCCUACUCUAUUCCUCAAUCAGUAAGGUUGUAACAGCAGCUCUGUUUUCUGUAAUAACAAGCGCAAAUGAAGAACAAGCCUUUCUGCAUUGUGACAUAUCUCAACUUGGGAGUUCAACAGUGACAUAGAUUUACUCUCAACAGAUCUUAUAUAAAAUAAGGAGAGAGCGCAGAGUUUGUGAUGAGAACAAGGUUUCCAACUCUAAAAUUGCUUUUUAUUUACUUGACUUGCAUCAUCCUUCAGUGAAAGCUCACCUUUGUUCUGUGAUUGUGUAACCACCAAUGUAAACUUGUCACUGCCAGGUUGUAAAAUGUGCAGGAAAAGCGGGAGAAAUGAGGCACAUUUACAGAUGAUUUAACACUAGAUGAGGUUUUUUUUUUUUAUGACUAAUAAAAAUACCAGGAAAAGUGUGUCAUUAAACAGGUUUAAGAUGAAAAUUCUCUCUUCGAUUGGACUCUCUUCAUAGUAUCAGUCUCCUGCCAUGUGUGUUAUAGCCAAACAUUAUUGCUGAGGAUACUCAGGUCAAAUGAAAUUACUUUGAGGCAGCCAGACCAGAGUCCCAGACCAGAGUCAUCAGAGCAGCCUGCUGCUUCAGGUCUUGUAAUUUUCUGUUUUAUCAGCUUGACCCAAAAACUCACAUCCCAAAAGAAAGAUAGUAGAGAAGCAGAGAUUACUUCUGGUGGUAUGAAAUCAGGAUUUGUCUAGUCCCAUCACUGCUGCUUUCAGUCUCUUUCUUCUCAUGCUGAGUCAUGCAGACAGCUCGGGUUCAGGCGUACAUUUCCAGAAGGAUUCUCUGUAAUGUUGUCUUUAAGUUUUACACAAAUGCUUUUUGACAGUGGACUUUUUGCCUUCCCCUUGAAGACUGAUAAUGCAGAGUUUUGAUACAAAGUAAGAGUUUUGUUUGAUGACAGACGUGGUUAAAUGUGCGUGUGUUGAAGUCCGCAGUUAAUGACUAGCCUGCAGUUGUUCUGAACUAUCUCAUCUUCAGCAUCAUUAGGAGCACUGUUAUUAGCCUAGCUCUAUCUAGACUGAAUGCACAUUUAGUCUUCAGAGGGACUUCUCUAUUAUUGCCAGAAGGUAGUAAUAAUACUCAGAAAGGCAUCAGAGGGACUCGGCUGCUGGGUGUGAAAACUGAAGUCACUCUUUUCAUCUUACAUUACUUUCUUAAAAUCCGCUUGAUGUGGAGUUUUGUGUGACGGCUCAUAUGUUCCUCAAAAAAGAGGGUUUUGAAUGUUCAUAAGCUAUUGAUGCAGCAAUAACACGCACACACAUCUUGUCGUAUCCAUGGCUACAAGUUGUUCAGUUUGGCAGGAUGAUUAACAGCGUUUUCUGCAGCUUUCUGCUCCUGACUGCAGAAGCAGAGGAUUUAUGAACAGCACUGGCAGUUAUACAAACUCAAGAUUUACAAGCCUAAGUCUCACCGUACAAAAUGUAAGAGAUGACCAACUGAUUGGUGUUUUGAGCCCUUCACUUGACAUCAUAGGGUGAAUCUUCUGACACAAAUGUUUCUGGUUACAAGUAAAAGGCCUCCUUGUCAGACAGAUGUGAAUGAUAAAGCAUCUACUUUGAGAUCUCUCUGCUCGUAUCUGCUAAUAGAAUCCAUGCAACCACAGAGGAAGUUGGUUCUGGGACAGAUCACAACACAAGAAAGCCUUUCAUCGUCUGGGCUUCACUAUUAAGAGCUCACAUACUCUGAUAACACCAUCCGAUGGUCCAUUGGCCUUAUGAGAACAAAAUAAAAAGUAUAAAUCACCCACAAGGUUCUGAUUUUGAUCUUUUCAUAUAGCAGUCCUGUGAAGUUCCUCCGCUCGCUGCCCUUUAUGUAGUCUGUUGUGAUCUGCGAGUUUCUAGAGCAGUCCACAGUGGGGUUUAUUGCUGCUGGCCUCUGUUGUGGAACAAAAUGAGACCAAAGAAAAUGUGCUGUUUCUGCACAAACUCUGAUGUAAUUGAAAGUGCCAACCAAACAGUUUGGACAGGAGGGGAUUUCAUUCAAUCGAUGUGAUUGGUCUGUCACAUCGAUGCAGUUCUCUCCUGCGUGAAAGUACAUUUACUGAGACACAAGCUGAAAAGAACAAGACCAAGACAUGACUGUUUACAAUGUGAUCACUGAUUUCUUGAUAAGUCACCUCUUCAGUAAGUCCACAGCAUUGAUGAGAGGAUAUCACAUCACACAUCCUGGUUCAAUCUGGGCUUGUCUGUAGGACACACACAUAAGCUAACAAAGGCAGACAGGGCGUUGUCUUCAUUGUCAAUGCCUCCAUGAAUGGUGCUGUGUUGAAAUGCAGGUGGUACUUAAGGUGGGGUGAUCCUUCUCAUGUUCGUGCACGUUGAAACAAUUUUGCUGUGUCCAAGCAGAUUAGACAGUGGGCUAAUAGCAGUCAUUUCCACUGUAACUCAUAGCACAUGUUUGUUUUAGAAGCCUUUGUGGCUCACAUUUAAGAGUUAAGUAGUCUUAUUAGCAGCUGCUUGGUAUUAUUUCUGUCUGUGCAGUUAAACCACACUACUUACUCUCAAGACCACACAUUGAAAUGCAACGAAAAAAUAUAUAUAUUUAUAUAUAUAAUUGUGUCAUCUGACUUCACAAGCCGCUCAAAAGAGCAGUAGCCCUUCAUCAAAAAAUCCUGAGCUGUGCUCAUGUCUCAGAGGAUGUUGAUGAUCUGGUUUGCUGGCUGGGGUCUGUGCUGAGGGUCUAGUAGGCCUUUGUCUGCUGCUCUGUGACCUAAAUAUGCAGCCAUGCAUGGUCUAAUGGGAGACAAACACCAGGGGGGGUCAGUAAAUAACACCUCCAGCUCUGCUUUGUUUGAUCGCCACCAUUUCUGUACACAUCCUAUAGCCGAUCAGACACCUACACUGCAGGCCAAAAGUUUGGAAGCAAGAUCAGAUUUGUACAAAAAAAGAUCAUAGUUUCCUAUAUAUAAUUUGCAACACAAUAAACAUGACUAUUGUGUAAAGAGUAACUUAUCAAAAGACAUUUUGACUAUAACUAUUAGGUAUUUUAGUUAUUGUUGCUUAGACUUUGCUUUCUUUAAAGUAACCUCUGGCUUUAACAACAGCUUGGCAUAUACCAGGCAUUCGUUCCACAAGUUUUUUAAGGUAUGUUCCAGGGAUUGCAUUCCAAGCUUUCUUAAGUUCAUUAAAAAGAGACUGCUGAUUUGUGGGACGCGUUUUUCUGACCGAUCGACCCAAGUCAUCCCGCACAAGCUCAAUUGGAGAAAGGUCUGGAGACUGAGGGGGCCAAACCAUCUUUUGAAGAACACCUCCCUCUUCUUUUUUGUCUAGGUAACCCUGACAGAGCUUGGCAGAGUGCUUAGAGUCAUUGUCUUGCUGCAAAACAAACUUAUGAGCCACUAGUCUGAGUCCAGAUGGAACAGCAUGGUGCUGGAGGAUGGAGUGGUACUGUUCCUUCUUCAUGAUACCCUUUACUUCAAAAAAAUCUACUCCAUCACCUGCAAAACAUCCCCAUACCAUGGAACUAUCACCUCCAUGCUGAAUUGUGGGUGUAACACAUGACGCUUUCAGACGUUCACCAGUUUGUCUGCAGACAUAGACUCUGCGUUUUGAACCAAACAGUGCAAACUUGUUUCUAGUCAUCAUAAGUCCAAUUUUUGUGAGCUUUUGCCCACUCAUAUCUCUUCUUCUUGUUCUGUGGACGAAGUAGUGUUUUUUUUGCAGAUACACAACCCUUCAGACCAGCCUUUCUCAAACGUCAUUUCAAAGUUGUCAGAGAUAUGAGUUUCGACCUUGUCAUGUUGAUUUCCUCCCUUAUUUGUGGUGCUGUUUUUCGCCGAUCUCUCUUACUGGUGACAAUGAUAUGUUUAUCCUCUGCUUUUGUAGUAACUCUCUUUCGUCCAGGUCUUUUUCUAUCAUCAUAACUUCCAGGUUCCUCUAGUCUCUUCAGAGUGUAGUGGACUCCUUUGUUAAACGCCUUUAGGCGUUGAUACCAAAAUACCACUAGACCAGCCGCGCUCUGCCUGCGCUGAAAGCUGACCAGGCUUGAGUCGGCGAGCUUUCAGCACACUUAACACGCCACCGGCGAGCACGAAAAUGUCACUGCGCCCGCUGAUUCUGUCGACACCUCCCCCUGCCACGCCACCACGCCCAGCUUGGCGGAUCUCAGUUCGCCUCCGUGCGCCUCAGUCCACGAAAAUACCAAACUGGCUGUACGCCGGGCCCCGCCAGACGAAAAUACAACUGCGCGGGGUCUGCCACCUUCCACCGCCUCACCGGCGUACACGAAAAUAGAGCCCAAUAUUUGUAGCUAACAUAGAAAAACAAACCUAGAAGCUGCUCUUUUUUCCAUUUAAUGGUGGGUGGCAGCCAUCGGAAGAAUCAGUGCAGCCUGUUACUGUGAACCAGUUAGUUACACAGUAUUACUUCAUGCGUAUUUUCAAAACAAUACCAAUUUAUUCAUUUUUUUAAAAUACCUUUAUCAUGAAUUAGGACUGUGUGCCAUCCUAGCAUGCAAACAAAUUUUAACUUGAAAAUUUUAGCUCUGUACCUGCUAAAGCUCAGCGUGUCCACAAGGUUGUUUAACACAAAGUUUUUAUUGGUGCAAAAAAGUUCUCUGUCAAUAUAUCAGCAGAAAAACGCAUGUGCACUAACACAACUGGCAAUAUUUUUUUAUUUCUGUAGUUUAAUGCCAAAAUUGUGAACUUCCAAGAGAAACAUGAAUUCCUUGGGUAGUAACUUAAGGUACAGUUAUUCACUUUGCGCUGAUUUGAGUUAUUUUGCUGUUGUAUCACAUUGCUGACUCAGUGUAUUGUAAUGUAUAGGAUUAGCUCCUCCCUCCUGCCAUUGGAUGUCAAGGCUAAGUGCAGAUCAAAGUGUUGCUGUGUUAUAGGACUAGGGCAAGAUCUGGGCCAUGUUGACAUUCAUUCAGGGUUUAUUUUAGUUCACCCUCUGGGUGGGGAACUCCAAAUAUUAUGAAAGGAGGAAGUUGAGCAAGGCCCCCAACUGGCAGACUGUGUGUUUCUGCUAACUCUGAACCCUCAUUAGAAGCACAUGUGGGCAGGAACCAGGGCCCACUCUUCAACCAAACCUGCCUUCUUAUCUGGCAUGAUUCCUGGAAGCGUGGCAGUAUGGCAUGUGUGUGCCCCAUGCACGGGGUCAGCUCUAGUGAGGGGGUCAGGCAGAGAGGCUGGCAGUAAUUUUUCCUUAAAACCCAAGAGGAUUACUUUGAGGGAGGAAAUUCAAGUCAAGCUGUUACAGCAGUAAUGACUCAUGACAGACUUGCCUCCCACCUAGCAGGUCUGAGAGACUGUUUUUUUGCAAAACCCCAGAUUCUUUUACAGUCAUAAAAGUAAUGAUAAAAUUGUCUCACCAGUCACUGAUUGUUGCACAGCUUAUUCCUGACAAAGUUCCUGCGAGGAGACGUCGGAAAUGAGUGCCAAAUCCCACAUCAUAAGUCACCUAACACAGACGAUGUCAGCAGGCCUGGUUUUAUUACAUCCUUGUUGAAAGGCGCUGUUAACAGAACAAUCAGAGCUUUUACAGUGCACAGUGGCAACCCAGUGAUUUUUCUAACUAGAGGGGAAAAGAAAAGGUCAGGUCUGAUUGUCUCCUUGCUGCUUCAACUCCUUGCUUAAUUACAGCAUUACGCUUCACUCAUUCUCUUACAUAAUACUUUUGUGUUUGUUUGUUUGACUCAAAGUACACAUAAUGGGGUAUUUUUCUGUGUUCAGACACUUGAAAAGAGCUGCUUUUAUUCAGGCUCCUCUUUGCGUUGCCCUGGAGACAAAUAAUCGUGCAGCAUUGUUGCUGUAGAAAAACCCCUACUCACUAAAAAGAUACACCCCCUCCCAUCCUCCCACGCCUGGUGCUCAAGUGGUCCAUUAACUGUGCUCUUUUCUCAUUUUCUAGGAUACAGAGUUGUUCAUGAGCACUGUGUGUUCACUGAAACUGUGAAUUACACAAAGUGUUGGAGCAUAUUUGCCAAAAAAAAUAUCAUUUAGCUGUGCCUCUAAAUAUUAGUUAUAUUUUCAACCACAGUGUUCACUAAACUAAAUUCAGUUCCAUGCUUUUCUUUCCAAAGGGAACCAGAGAGUGUCAGUGAGCAGUCUGCUGGUCUGUCAUGGGCUGCUGCUGGUAGGAACAAACCUCGGUGUGAUUGUGGCCCUCUCUGUUCCAAGACUGCAGGGGAUCCCUAAAGUCACAGGUAACACUAUAAUAUGCACACGUCUUCUCCCUUAGUUUAUACUCAUGCAUUUUAAGAAAAUGGUGGUACACUGUUUAGUAAAUGAACUUUGUGGAGGAGUGCUGCAGAAGUCCUCUUAAUGUUGUUGUGGGCAGUGCUUAACCACCACACAGGUAGCUGACAGGCAAUAGAUAGAUGGAUAGAUAGGUGGAUGGACGGAUGGAUGGAUGGAUGGAUGGAUGGAUGGAUAGAUAGAUAGAUAGAUAGAUGGAUAGAUGGAUAGAUGGAUAGAUAGAUGGAUAGAUGGAUAGAUAGAUAGAUAGAUAGAUAGAUAGAUAGAUAGAUAGAUAGAUAGAUAGAUAGAUGGAUGGAUGGAUGGAUGGAUGGAUGGAUGGAUGGAUGGAUAGAUCACCCGACAAAAUAUCGCAAUAAUAUGAGGUAACGAUAUUUUCUCCCUCCCCUACAUAUUAAAAUGUCUGUUUGUGUUCCAGGUCGGGGUAUGGUGUCCUUACAUGCUCACAACGGACCAGUUAAAUUCCUUACUGUUGCAGCUGCAGUGUGUAACCGACCCUCUGGCUUACAAUCCUCCACCCCUCCCUCCUCGAAUCAGCCGACAGAGACGGAAGAUGGGGAAAACACCCAGCCUCCAUCAGAUUCAACUCCGACUCCCCCUCAGGGCCGAGGAGUAUGGCUAGGAGAGGCAGGCUGUACCACCAUGGCUCUCCAGGACUCCCUCUCCUCCUCCUGUGGCUCCUUAGCCCCAUCCCAGGGCUCCUUAGAGCACGGACCCGAGGACGGGGCCCUCUAUGACAUGCUCCAUGACCCUGCUCAUCACCAGAAGGGCCGCCGGUCCAGUAAGGUAGAUGUCAGCUCUCUGCUGGUGGUGUCUGGAGGUUUGGGCCACCGAAGGGUCAACAAGAAGGCCAAACAGUCUCGGCAUGAGGACAACACCUCUACCAUCAUGAUCUGGCAAAUCCCCCUACUCAACAUGUGACACCAAAAGCAAGUAAACUACAAUUUAUCUGUAAGCAACAUACAGUUCAAGCGCUUACUCUAACAGAUUCCUGAUGUCUCUUUUCUCUUUUUUAGGUCUGAAAAAAAGGGCUGCUCACAUUGAACUUGCUGAUUAAACUCUGCUGAACAUUUGGGAUCAAUCAGAACAACUUCAUGCCUUUUUGAAACCAGAAGUGCAUCAAGCAACAACCACAGUAUUCUGAUGUCUUAAUGAUGUCCGCUGCCAUGAAAACACAAUGGAUCUAUACAACCACUCAACUGGGAUGCUCCACAGUACAAACAACUCUCCACAGACCAAUGAAAGGAUGCAUUAUCAUAAAAAAAACUUAAAGGUCUUUAAUUUUGCCUUCCUAUGAGAUGAAUCAUUGUCUGUAACAUGGCUAAUACAUAACUCUCCAGUGUUGUUACCAUUCAAAGUGUCUUAUUGGGCUGCAGUAUUUAAAACAGUGUUGAAAUGAGGUUAGACUGAAUGAUGAUCGCUCUGCUUGUAAGGCAAAUGAGGUCAAAAUAAGGCUUUGGAACUGCUACAAGAAAGUUUCGUCAAGAUUAGGAGAAGGUAUUGUCCUUCUCUUAGGAUACUUGUAAAGGUGCAGAGUUGUAAAUAUGAAGUUUGACAACUCAGGAUUACAUGAGAGUGAGUUUUAGUGUAAGAGAAAGGCUCAGUGUUUUAUUGAAUCCAAUUAUACUGCCAUUAGGUAUGCUGUUAAGUAUGAAAAUGGAUGAAAAAGGUGAAAUACUGAUGACUGAAUUAGUUUGAGAAGGCGUAUGAGAAUCUCUGGCUGGCCAGGUUUCUGUUCAUAAAGGGAUGUAAGAGUUGUUAUCUGCAGGAGAGUGAUUUUUUUUUUCCCAUAAUGCUUCCUUGUUCUCGCGUAAGGAUAUUUAAAAAUCACAAAAAGCUUUAUAUGUUUGUCACGAUUCUGUGAGCUACUUUUUAUUUGUAUUAACAUUUUCAUAAACUUCUAUUGACCACCA